AUGACAUCUGCAGAAGCCACAACUUCUAUGAUCUCCACGUCGGUGCCCCCAUCAAGUACCGAAACUCAAUCCAGUACCACCACAAAGACAACAGGGCCAACAGUGACAUCUGCAGAAGCCACAACUUCUGUGAUCUCCACUAGUGGUCCACCAUCAAGUACCGAAACUGAAUCCAGUACCACCACAAAGACAACAGGGCCAACAGUGACAUCUGCAGAAGCCACAGGGUCUCCUAUCUCCACUGCGGUGCCCCCAUCAAGUACCGAAACUGAAUCCAGUACCACCACAAAGACAACAGGGCCAACAGUGACAUCUGCAGAAGCCACAACUUCUGUGAUCUCCACUAUGGUUCCCCCAUCAAGUACCGAAACUGAAUCCAGUACCACCACAAAGACAACAGGGCCAACAGUGACAUCUGCAGAAGCCACAGGGUCUCCAAUCACAAAGUCGGUGCUCCCAUCAAGUACCGAAACUGAAUCCAGUACCACCACAAAGACAACAGGGCCAACAGUGACAUCUGUAGAAGCCACAACUUUUGUGAUCUCCACUAUGGUUCCCCCAUCAAGUACCGAAACUGAAUCCAGUACCACCACAAAGACAACAGGGCCAACGGUGACAUCUGCAGAAGCCACAACAUUUGUGAUCUCCACUAUGGUUCCCCCAUCAAGUACCGAAACUGAAUCCAGUACCACCACAAAGACAACAGGGCCAACAAUGACAUCUGCAGAAGCCACAACUUCUGUAAUCUCCACUAUGGUUCCACCAUCAAGUACCGAAACUGAAUCCAGUACCACCACAAAGACAACAGGGCCAACAGUGACAUCUGCAGAAGCCACAACUUCUGUGACCUCCACUAUGGUUCCCCCAUCAAGUACCGAAACUGAAUCCAGUACCACCACAAAGACAACAGGGCCAACAGUGACAUCUGCAGAAGCCACAACUUCUGUGACCUCCACUAUGGUUCCCCCAUCAAGUACCGAAACUGAAUCCAGUACCACCACAAAGACAACAGGGCCAACAAUGACAUCUGCAGAAGCCACAGAGUCUGUGAUCUCGACUACAGUGCCCCCAUCAAAUGCUGAGGCUCUAUCCACUUCACCAAUGGAGACUACAGUGCUGACAUCAACUGUACCAGAAGCCACCACUUCUCCACAGCAGUCCACAGAGCUCCCAUUCAGUACUGAGGCUCUAUCAACUUCUCCAAAAGAGAAAGCAGUGCUGGCAUCAACUGCAGCAGAAGCCACAACUUCUCCACUGCAGACCACAGAGCUCCCAUCAAGUACUGAAGUUCUAUCCACUUCACCAAUGGAGACGACCGGGCUGACAUCAACUGCACCAGAAGCCACCACUUAUCCACUGCAGACCACAGAGCUCCCAUCAAGUACUGAGGUUCUAUCCACUUCACCAAUGGAGACUACAGUGCUGACAUCAACUGUACCAGAAGCCACCACGUCUCCACUACAGACCACAGAGCUCCCAUCCAGUACUGAGGCUCUAUCCACUUCACCAAAGGAGACUACAGUGCUGACAUCAAUUGCACCAGAAUUCACCACUUCUCCACAGCAGUCCACAGAGCUCCCAUCCAGUACUGAGGCUCUAUCAACUUCUCCAAAAGAGAAAGCAGUGCUGGCAUCAACUGCAGCAGAAGCCACCACUUCUCCACUGCAGACCACAGAGCUCCCAUCCAGUACUGAGGCUCUAUCCACUUCACCAAUGGAGACCUCAGUGCUUACAUCAACUGUACCAGAAGCCACCACUUCUCCACUACAGACCACAGAGCUCCCAUCAAGUACCGAGGUUCUAUCCACUUCACCAAUGGAGACCUCAGUGCUGACAUCAACUGUACCAGAAGCCACCACUUCUCCACUACAGACCACAGAGCUCCCAUCCAGUACUGAGGCUCUAUCCACUUCACCAAUCGAGACUACAGUGCUGACAUCAACUGCAGCAGAAGCCACCACUUCUCCACUGCAGACCACAGAGCUCCCAUCCAGUACUGAGGCUCUAUCCACUUCACCAAUGGAGACCUCAGUGCUGACAUCAACUGUACCAGAAGCCACCAUUUCUCCACUGCAGACCACAGAGCUCCCAUCAAGUACUGAAGUUCUAUCCACUUCACCAAUGGAGACUACAAUGCUGACAUCAACUGUACCAGAAGCCACCAGUUCUACACUGCAGACCACAGAGCUCCCAUCAAGUACUGAGGCUCUAUCCACUUCACCAAUGGAGACUACAGUGCUGACAUCAACUGUACCAGAAGCCACCACUUCUCCACUGCAGACCACAGAGCUCCCAUCAAGUACUGAGGUUCUAUCCACUUCACCAAUGGAGACCUCAGUGCUGACAUCAACUGUACCAGAAGCCACCACUUCUCCACUGCAGACCACAGAGCUCCCAUCCAGUACUGAAGUUCUAUCCACUUCACCAAUGGAGACUACAGUGCUGACAUCAACUGUACCAGGAGCCACCACUUCUCCACUGCAGACCACAGAGCUCCCAUCCAGUACUGAGGCUCUAUCCAGUUCAGCAAUGGAGACUACAGUGCUGACAUCAACUGUACCAGAAGCCACCACUUCUCCACUGCAGGCGACAGAGCUCGCAUCAAGUACUGAGGCUCUAUCCAGUUCAGCAAUGGAGACUACAGUGCUGACAUCAACUGUACCAGAAGCCACCACUUCUCCACUGCAGACCACAGAGCUCCCAUCAAGUACUGAAGUUCUAUCCACUUCACCAAUGGAGACUACAUUGCUGACAUCAACUGUACCAGGAGCCACCACUUCUCCACUGCAGACCACAGAGCUCCCAUCUAGUACCGCGGCUCUAUCCACUUCACCAAAGGAGACCUCAGUGCUGACAUCAACUGUACCAGCAGCCACCACUUCUACACUGCAGACCACAGAGCUCCCAUCUAGUACCGCGGCUCUAUCCACUUCACCAAAGGAGACUACAGUGCUGACAUCAACUGUACCAGAAGCCACCACUUCUCCACUGCAGACCACAGAGCUCCCAUCCAGUACUGAGGCUCUAUCCACUUCACCAAUGGAGACCUCAGUGCUCACAUCAACUGUACCAGAAGCCACCACUUCUCCACUGCAGACCACAGAGCUCCCAUCAAGUACUGAGGUUCUAUCCACUUCACCAAUGGAGAGCUCAGUGCUGACAUCAACUGUACCAGCAGCCACCACUUCUACACUGCAGACCACAGAGCUCCCAUCAAGUACUGAGGCUCUAUCCACUUCACCAAUGGAGACUACAGUGCUGACAUCAACUGUACCAGAAGCCACCACUUCUCCACUGCAGACCACAGAGCUCCCAUCCAGUACUGAGGCUCUAUCCACUUCACCAAAGGAGACUAAAUUGCUGACAUCAACUGUACCAGAAGCCACCACUUCUCCACUGCAGACCACAGAGCUCCCAUCCAGUACUGAGGCUCUAUCCACUUCACCAAUGGAGACUACAGUGCUGACAUCAACUGUACCAGAAGCCACCACUUCUACACUGCAGACCACAGAGCUCCCAUCCAUUACCGAGGCUCUAUCCACUUCACCAAUGGAGACCUCAGUGCUGACAUCAACUGUACCAGAAGCCACCACUUCUCCACUGCAGACCACAGAGCUCCCAUCAAGUACUGAGGUUCUAUCCACUUCACCAAUCGAGACCUCAGUGCUGACAUCAACUGUACCAGAAGCCACCACUUCUCCACUGCAGACCACAGAGCUCCCAUCCAGUACUGAGGUUCUAUCCACUUCACCAAUGGAGACCUCAGGGCUGACAUCAACUGUACCAGAAGCCACCACUUCUCCACUGCAGACCACAGAGCUCCCAUCAAGUACUGAGGCUCUAUCCACUUCACCAAUGGAGACUACAGUGCUGACAUCAACUGUACCAGAAGCCACCACUUCUCCACUGCAGACCACAGAGCUCCCAUCCAGUACUGAGGCUCUAUCCACUUCACCAAUGGAGACUACAGUGCUGACAUCAACUGUACCAGAAGCCACCACUUCUCCACUGCAGACCACAGAGCUCCCAUCCAGUACUGAGGCUCUAUCCACUUCACCAAUGGAGACUACAGUGCUGACAUCAACUGUACCAGAAGCCACCACUUCUCCACUGCAGACCACAGAGCUCCCAUCCAGUACCGAGGCUCUAUCCACUUCACCAAUGGAGACUACAGUGCUUACAUCAACUGUACCAGAAGCCACCACUUCUCCACUGCAGACCACAGAGCUCCCAUCCAGUACUGAGGCUCUAUCCACUUCACCAAUGGAGACUACAGUGCUGACAUCAACUGUACCAGAAGCCACCACUUCUCCACUGCAGACCACAGAGCUCCCAUCCAGUACUGAGGCUCUAUCCACUUCACCAAUGGAGACUACAGUGCUGACAUCAACUGUACCAGAAGCCACCACUUCUCCACUGCAGACCACAGAGCUCCCAUCCAGUACUGAGGCUCUAUCCACUUCACCAAUGGAGACUACAGUGCUGACAUCAACUGUACCAGAAGCCACCACUUCUCCACUGCAGACCACAGAGCUCCCAUCCAGUACUGAGGCUCUAUCCACUUCACCAAUGGAGACUACAGUGCUGACAUCAACUGUACCAGAAGCCACCACUUCUCCACUGCAGACCACAGAGCUCCCAUCCAGUACUGAGGCUCUAUCCACUUCACCAAUGGAGACCUCAGUGCUGACAUCAACUGUACCAGAAGCCACCACUUCUCCACUGCAGACCACAGAGCUCCCAUCAAGUACCGAGGCUCUAUCCACUUCACCAAUGGAGACUACAGUGCUGACAUCAACUGUACCAGAAGCCACCACUUCUCCACUGCAGACCACAGAGCUCCCAUCCAGUACUGAGGCUCUAUCCACUUCACCAAUGGAGACUACAGUGCUGACAUCAACUGUACCAGAAGCCACCACUUCUCCACUGCAGACCACAGAGCUCCCAUCCAGUACUGAGGCUCUAUCCACUUCACCAAUGGAGACUACAGUGCUGACAUCAACUGUACCAGAAGCCACCACUUCUCCACUGCAGACCACAGAGCUCCCAUCCAGUACUGAGGCUCUAUCCACUUCACCAAUGGAGACUACAGUGCUGACAUCAACUGUACCAGAAGCCACCACUUCUCCACUGCAGACCACAGAGCUCCCAUCAAGUACUGAGGCUCUAUCCACUUCACCAAUGGAGACUACAGUGCUGACAUCAACUGUACCAGAAGCCACCACUUCUCCACUGCAGACCACAGAGCUCCCAUCCAGUACUGAGGCUCUAUCCACUUCACCAAUGGAGACCUCAGUGCUGACAUCAACUGUACCAGAAGCCACCACUUCUCCACUGCAGACCACAGAGCUCCCAUCCAGUACCGAGGCUCUAUCCACUUCACCAAUGGAGACUACAGUGCUGACAUCAACUGUACCAGAAGCCACCACUUCUCCACUGCAGACCACAGAGCUCCCAUCCAGUACUGAGGCUCUAUCCACUUCACCAAUGGAGACUACAGUGCUGACAUCAACUGUACCAGAAGCCACCACUUCUCCACUGCAGACCACAGAGCUCCCAUCCAGUACUGAGGCUCUAUCCACUUCACCAAUGGAGACUACAGUGCUGACAUCAACUGUACCAGAAGCCACCACUUCUCCACUGCAGACCACAGAGCUCCCAUCCAGUACUGAGGCUCUAUCCACUUCACCAAUGGAGACUACAGUGCUGACAUCAACUGUACCAGAAGCCACCACUUCUCCACUGCAGACCACAGAGCUCCCAUCCAGUACUGAGGCUCUAUCCACUUCACCAAUGGAGACUACAGUGCUGACAUCAACUGUACCAGAAGCCACCACUUCUCCACUGCAGACCACAGAGCUCCCAUCCAGUACUGAGGCUCUAUCCACUUCACCAAUGGAGACUACAGUGCUGACAUCAACUGUACCAGAAGCCACCACUUCUCCACUGCAGACCACAGAGCUCCCAUCAAGUACUGAGGUUCUAUCCACUUCACCAAUGGAGACUACAGUGCUGACAUCAACUGUACCAGAAGCCACCACUUCUCCACUGCAGACCACAGAGCUCCCAUCAAGUACUGAGGCUCUAUCCACUUCACCAAUGGAGACCUCAGUGCUGACAUCAACUGUACCAGAAGCCACCACUUCUCCACUGCAGACAACAGAGCUCAUAUCCAGUACCGAGGCUCUAUCCACUUCACCAAUGGAGACUACAGUGCUGACAUCAACUGUACCAGAAGCCACCACUUCUCCACUGCAGACCACAGAGCUAACAUCCAGUACUGAGGCUCUAUCCACUUCACCAAUGGAGACUACAGUGCUGACAUCAACUGUACCAGAAGCCACCACUUCUCCACUGCAGACCACAGAGCUCCCAUCAAGUACUGAGGCUCUAUCCACUUCACCAAUGGAGACUACAGUGCUGACAUCAACUGUACCAGAAGCCACCACUUCUCCACUGCAGACCACAGAGCUCCCAUCCAGUACUGAAGCUCUAUCCACUACACCAAUGGAGACUACAGUGCUGACAUCAACUGUACCAGAAGCCACCACUUCUCCACUGCAGACCACAGAGCUCCCAUCAAGUACUGAGGCUCUAUCCACUUCACCAAUGGAGACCUCAGUGCUGACAUCAACUGUACCAGAAGCCACCACUUCUCCACUGCAGACCACAGAGCUCCCAUCCAGUACUGAGGCUCUAUCCACUACACCAAUAGAGACUACAGUGCUGACAUCAACUGUACCUGAAGCCACCACUUCUCCACUGCAGACCACAGAGCUCCCAUCCAGUACUGAGGCUCUAUCCACUACACCAAUGGAGACUACAGUGCUGACAUCAACUGUACCAGAAGCCACCACUUCUCCACUGCAGACCACAGAGCUCCCAUCCAGUACUGAGGCUCUAUCCAGUUCAGCAAUGGAGACUACAGUGCUGACAUCAACUGUACCAGAAGCCACCACUUCUCCACUGCAGACCACAGAGCUCCCAUCAAGUGCAAAAUCUUUAUCCACUUCUCCAGUAGAAACUACAGAGGUAACAUCAACUGUACAUGUUGCCUCCACUAUUCCCAUAGUACCUGUGGAGGUCACGUCUAGUGGAGAACAUCCCUCCACUUCUGCAACGGGUACUACUGAGUUAACAUCAUGGUCCAUAGCUCUUUCUACUUCCCAUGGAGUGUCUGCUGGAUUCACAUCAGAGACAGCCACCACUUUAGAGACAGAGAGAGGUAUGUUCCUUUAUUUCCUAAGGGCUCAUCCACACUUAUCUUUCCCCAAAUUUUCUAGGUGCAGGUCUGUGGUUUAUAAUGCUGUAUCUGAAUGUUAGAAAAAAGCCAACAACCCUGACUCUUUCAGGACAAAAACUUGCUGUUUAAUGCUGAAAUGGAACAAAUGGCAUUUCAGGUUUUCUGCCAAUUUAGUGAUAAAGUGCAGUCUUCUGCCAAGUAAACUGCUGGGGCAGGAAAAAAGGACUCAGCCUUUCCACUUUUUUAAAAGUUAAGAGUGGUUUACUUACAAACUCUCCGAAGGUCAGAUUCAUGCCAUUUUCCAUACAGAAUUCAGAAAAAGUUGCACAGGCAGUAAAACUUAGUUUAGUUACAGUGGUAAAUUUUUCCUAUAUUAUUGGUUUAGUAACUCAAGAGAGGCUUAUAAGAACAAUGUGGUCUGAGCUGCAGCAACUAGCUCAGAGCUCCUCACAUGUUGAGCUUCUCAGGCGCUGUGGUUUAAACCACUGCCGCUUGAACUUGCCGAUCAGAAGGUUGGCGGUUCGAAUCCCCGCGACGGGGUGAGCUCCCAUUGCUCAGUCCCUGCUCCUGCCCACCUAGCAGUUCGAAAGCACACAGUGCAAGUAUAUAAAUAGGUACCACUCUGGCGGGAAGGUAAACGGCAUUUCCGUGCGCUGCUCUGGUUUUGCCAGAAGCGACUUAGUCAUGCUGGCCACAUGACCCGGAAAAACUGUGGACAAAUGCCGGCUCCCUCGGCCAGUAAAGCGAGAUGAGCGCUGCAACCCCAGAGUCAUUCGCCACUGGACUUAACUGUCUGGGGUCCCUUUACCUUUACCUUUAAGCCUGUCAGGACAGCUUACUCUAUGGUCUUAACCCUCUCAUGCAAAGGGCGAACCUCAGCCUAGGAACACGGCACAAAAGGAAACCUGGACGAUCCCUUCCUUUAUAUACAGGAUGCUUUGCAAGGAACAGGUAUGGGGUCACCUGGCCCAGGCACCCCGUGUCUGACACAAACAGGAAGCAGUGGAGGAUGGGGAGACCUGGAGGAUGGGUUGGUGUCCUGAGACCUGUGGAGAGAUCUUGGAAGGUUUGGUCAGAGCGGGUGGAGGAAUGGGAUGAGGAUGUAGAACUCUCAGAACUGGAUCCCAAGGAGGUGCUCAGUAGAUAGGCGGCCUUGGCCUUGGGGACGGCCCGAGAGAAGCCAACCCCAGUGGAUCCUGAGACCCCAAGUGUUGCAUUUCAGCAGUCUGAUGUGACCCCAGCACUGUCAGAAAAGAGUCAUUUGCAUUUGAAUAUUCUCAACAGGUACAAAUAUUAUAAUGUUUGUUAUUAACAUAAGAAUGAGGUGACACAUUUACCAUAUUUUUCGCUCUAUAAGACGCACCAGACCACAAGACGCACCUAGUUUUUGGAGGAGGAAAACAAGAAAAAAAAUAUUCUGAAUCCCAGAAGCCAGAACAGCAAGAGGGAUCGCUGCGCAGCGAAAGCAGCAAUCCCUCUUGCUGUUCUGGUUUCUGGGAUAGCUGCUCAGCCUGCAUUCGCUCCAUAAGAUGCACACACAUUUCUCCUUACUUUUUAGGAGGGAAAAAGUGAGUCUUAUAGAGCAAAAAAUACGGUAUUUUCUAUCCCAUGUAAAGACUUUUCGACAGUCCGCUGUUGUUGGGGGUUCCGCCAGACCUCCUCUCACUGGUCCUGCCUGAGGAUCAGGACACCAACCAUACAAGUGUCUGACUUCUCCGCUCAUUGAAUGGGAGGCCCCAUGGGGCCAGUAGCGUAGCGUGGGUUGCCCAGGGCCGCGUGGAGCAGGGUGGCAAACAAACCGUUGGAGUACACAUGCACAUUCAACUGCAUAAGUGUCACCCAGGAGAUCUCUGCAGCUGCAGAGAUAAGAAAAUAGUAGCCGUUCCAUGGUCUGGAGAGGUCACUUCCGGGUUCCCAUGGAGAAGCCCAGUGACGGAAGCAUGUAGCUGUAUUGAGGCAGCACCGGGUGUUGAAAUUUUGUGCCCCUUACAAUUUUGUGCCCAGGGCAAUCGCCUCUGGGGCCCCCUAUGCCAUGCCACAGCACUGGGACUGUCAGUUGUUGGCACAACAUCUUAGCUUCUCCUUUGCCACAUAUCUCGGCCUCGGUUGCAUUUCUUGACCCGCAUGCCGUAUGCAUCAUUGCAACCGAUGCACUGGCUGAUGGAAACCGAGCUGAGAGUCUGUGUCUGAAAGUGGGAGCGUCAGCAAAGACAUGUCAGCAAAAAUCUCUGGCCGGCAGUAAUGGAAAUCUGUCCCCUUCCAGUCACCAAACGCAACGAAUCUGUGAUCCAGCCUGUUACUGAGAAGCCAAUCCUGCAGCCGGGAGGUGUUAAGAAUGCCACAACGCCACAAGCAACUACGCCCCGUGUCGGAACAACAAGUAAGUAUUAACUAUUGCUGAUACUGUUAGGGAUAAUUCACUUUCUGACCCACCCUUCACUACAAUGUCCCUGGCCGGUCUUGCUCUCAUUUUGAAAAGAUGUCUAUCCAUAUUCUGCAGAUAGAUGAUAGAUAGAUAGAUAGAUAGAUAGAUAGAUAGAUAGAUAGAUAUAGAUGAUAGAUAUAGAUAGAUAGAUAGAUAGAUAGAUAGAUACUCUACUACACUGAAAUGUUUCUUGGAUUGUCCUUGAAUCUUCCUGCCACACUUGCCAUCCUCUCCUUUCAAUUCUGGAUCCACACAUCCUUUUCUAGUCCCUCCCCCUUUUCGGGGUAAGCAGAAUGGAUCCAGAGCAGGGGUGGCUCAGAGAUGGAUGCAGCUGCCGAGCUGCUCAACUGCCUCAUUCCUUUAGUCAGAAUGACUGAAUCUGUAUCCGCCGCCCAUGUCCUGGUUCAUGACUAGGGCGUCCACAUUUCACAGUCCUGCUCCUGUUACCAUUUGCCAAUCACCAUGGGACUUUUUUUGAGUGGUGCGGUGGCUUUUUUGAAGAAGCCUGUGUGUGAAUUUGUUUUAUGUGUGGGGAUCAGUAAGGCUGUAUUCCGAUGGCAUGAGUAUCACGGCGACCGGUAGUUUCUUCGUCCGCCUUCACAACCGUUGUAACAUGCCCCUUGUUAUCUUCCGCCUGUUCUGCUGUUGAGGACUUCUUGGAUCAUUCUUUGUCUAGCUCCUUCCCUUUGACCUUACUGCCUUGGGUGACCCUGCUGGGAGUACGAGAUUCCCGACAGCUACGCUCACAAGGGUCAUAGGAACAUGCAAGCCCACUCACCAGGACGAGGCGAUGAUACUUUGAGAACCAGUGCUCUAAGCAUGCAUCACAUAAGCUCUCUUUUGAUUUUAUUGAUAUGAACCCUUUCUGGGGACUUAAAGGGCAGGCAAGGGAGAAGGAUUAUCUCAUCUCCCCAUCACAUCUUCUCAUGGUAACCCCCGGCUCUCUAUUUCCUCCAUAGGCUCUUCCGCAAAACCUCCGCUGCCUCCACUUAUACCUGCAACAGCCCGCACAACCAUCAAAAUUACCCCGGUAGUGACAACCCCCAGACAGCCGCCAGUAAUUUCCUCCACGGCAUCCCAGUUGACAAGUAAGAAAAUUUCAUAGUGAUGGUUUUGUUUUUAAUUAUUUAAAAAUGAUUUUUAAAAGGAGGGGGAGCUGGAAGCAUGUUACUAAUGAUUUUAUUAUUUAGACCCCACACAUCUGACUGGGUUUCCCCAGCCACUCUGGGCAGCUUCCAGCAGAUACAAAAACAUUAAACAUUAAAAAACAUUUUAAAAACUUCCCAAUACCAGGCUGCCUUUAGUUGUCUUCUAAAGAUUGUAAAGAUUCUAAAGAUUGUAAAGAUUGACCGCUUUUGCGGCCUAGUCAGGAGUCAGGCGCUGGCAGGGAGCGAUGCCGCCUCCCCACCCCUGAAAAGAAGAACUAGAGUUUGGAUUUGAUAUCCCGCUUUAUCACUACCCUAAGGAGUCUCCAAGCGGCUCACAUUCUCCUUUCCCUUCCUCCCCCCAAACAAACACUCUGUGAGGUGAGUGGGGCUGAGAGACUUCAGAGAAGUGUGACUAGCCCAAGGUCACCCAGCAGCUGCAUGUGAAGGAGCAGGGAAGCGAACCCGGUUCACCAGAUUACGAGUCCACCGCUCUUAACCACUACACCACACUGGCGUUCUGCGGCCUAGUUGGGCCCGCGCCACCCUCCCGGUGCCCCCCCCGCCGCAAAUGCAAGCUAGGUAGGCUAGUAGGCCAACCUAGCGGCCUACUCAGUUGGCCAUGCUGCCCACUCAGGCUGGCAGCGCCCUGGGCAAUCAUCUGCCAGUGGAGGAGCCAGCUCCCCCCCACGCUGUUGCCAGGGAAAAGCUCCAAAAAAGUAAAGAAGGCCGGUUACUUACCUCAGUCCGGCCGCCUGGACACGCUCCUGAUCUUGAUCCUGAUCCUGGAAGGGAGAACGGCAAAAGAGGCUUGAGCCCAGGAGUCAGCCUCUUUUCUUUUGGCCUUAGGCCCACCUCCGGCUGGCCGUCCAUUGUCCUCCCUGGCCGAGGGCGGGUCAAAGGCCAGCUCAAGCAGGUGGGUGGCACCCGCCCAGGUGAGCCUCAUUCGGUGCCGCAAAUCCCGCCCACCUGUGGGGAAGGGAGGGCGGAUAUUGUAUAGUUACUUAUCUCCUUGGCAUUUGAUGGGAAGGGGUUCCAGAGGCCUACCUCUGGGGAACUCCCACCUGAAACCUGCCGGCAUUGGCCAAUUUGCCGGCAGUUGGGAGAUCCUUCCCCAGCCAGCCAACAGAUAAUUGGAGCCCCCUGGGCACGCCACCUUUGAAGGCGGGCAAACUUAUGACAUUCAUUUCAAAUAUUGUAUUCUGGGUAUUGCUUUAUUUGAUUUCCCAUUUUUAACCAUCCUGGGUGCCCUUUGGUAAGGAAGAGUGGGGUAGAAAUUUACCGAAUACACACGUUCAUUUAUUCCUCCCUCUGUUCCAGCCACUCUGCCAACACCAGCCCAAACAACAACCCCAAUUCCAGCGGUUGAACAAUUCACCGUCAAUUUCACCAUCACCAACCUCAAGUACAGGGAAGAGAUGGGAACUCACAAUUCCAAAAUAUUCAAUGCAACAGAGAGUGAUCUCCUCCGCCUGGUAAGCCUGACUCCAUGGCAGUUAGCAAGGGAUGUGUAGAUAAAUUUGUAUACUUUCUGUAGGGUGGAAUAAGCUCAAUGUCUCUUUCCUUCCUCAGCUUGAUGGAAUUCUCCUCAACAGCAGCAUUGGCCCGGCAUAUCUGAGGUGCAAAGUGACUCAAUUCAGGUAAGCCUUCCUCAAAGGUAGGAACAUAUCUGCUCUGCUGGCAACCCAGGCAAACAAGGUUGGCAUCUUCUGUCCUCCCUUGUCCAUAUCUGUGGUCAAUCCUGAAUCCUGAUUUCCCUCUCCUCCCAGACCGGUGAGAGAUGGGGAUGAAACUGGAAUGGAUGCCGUCUGCACUUACCGCAACGACUCCACCACGCCCGCCUUUGACCGAGUGAAGGUGUACCACGAGAUCGUCAACCAGACCAACGGUUUCACUGAGAUGGGGCAAUACUAUCUGGAAAGAUACAGCCUCUACGUCAACGGUAGCUGAGUGGUUUUUAAGCUUUGGAUGUGCAUCAAUUAUCUGGAUGUGUUUGGAUGUGUGUGUAUCCAUGAAUGUUAAUAAAAGCAACACAGCAGUUUCUCCAGCCCAGCCUUCUCCAGAAGCCAAAUUUCUGAGACAGAAUGCUGCGGAGUUUGAUGAAUAUGAUACUGUGUGUUGUUUGGGUAGAACGGGGCUAAUCAUGAUGCAGAGAUAUGACUAUGGAGGUUUUCACCAGAUGUUGUGUGAGGGUCUGAGGCUCCCUUGGCAGUGAGAUGAUUUUCUCAUAGAAGUGAAGGAUGUUCAUUUUUGUGUACAGACAGUGCACCAUCCAAAAUAGUGAGAAAUCCCAACCAGUUACUAUUAUCUUUGAAAAGCCUGUUUGUGGUAUUACAUUAUGCAAUAUCCUGAAUUAACGUCUCUUCCAUUUCCAUAGGUUAUCAUGAAACCCCUCCUGAAACAAGUAAGUAGAACCAAAUUUAAAUUCUAACACAGCAAGCGCCCCCCCCCCCCGACAAUCAGAGGAGCUGAUGUCCACAAUGCAUGAGUGGAAGAGUACCAAAAUGAAGCUCCUUUGAUUCAAGUGAUUCAUUUGUUAGAUUUAUCAGUCUCACCAUGUGAUCGACACUUAGUUGACAUACAAAAUAUUUCAAUCUGUUAAGAAGGGGAUAUAUGAGAAUAUGGAGUUUCAUGUCCUUUGUUUUAAUUCUUGCAUUCUGAAUAUUUCUUUAUUUGCUUUGCUUUUCUGAAUUCUCAGUCACACCAUUCCAUCGACUUUUGUUGAAAUUAAAAGUAUUUCAAUCUCUUAAGGAGGAAACAUAUAUCAUGAGACCUGGGAGUUUGAUGUCUUGCAUUUUAAUUAUUGUAUUCUGGCAAUUCCUUCAUUUGAUUUCCUCUUCUUUUUACUAUUCUGCUUCCCCUUUGGGAAGGGUGGAAUGCAAAUUCAUAAAAUACCUACGUCUCUUCCAGCCACUCUGCCGACGUCAGCCCAAACAACAACCCCAAUUCCAUCGGUUGAACAAUUCACUGUCAAUUUCACCGUCACCAACCUCAAAUACAGGGAAGAGAUGGGAAUUCAGAAUUCCAAAAUAUUCAAUGCAACGGAGAGUGAUCUCCGCCGCCUGGUAAGCCUGACUCCAUGGCAGUUAGCAAGGGAUGUGUGGAUAAAUUUAUACACUUUCUGUAGGGUGGAAUAUGCUCAAUGUCUCUUUCCUUCCUCAGCUUGACAGAAUUCUCCUCAACAGCAGCAUUGGCCCGGCAUAUCUGAGGUGCAGAGUGACUCAACUCAGGUAAGCCUUCCUCAAAGGUGAGAACAUAUCUGCUCUGCUGGCAACCCAGGCAAACAAGGUUGGCAUCUUCUGUCCUCCCUUGUCCAUAUCUGUGGUCAAUCCUGAAUCCUGAUUUCCCUCUCCUCCCAGACCGGUGAGAGAUGGGGAUGAAACCGGAAUGGACGCCGUCUGCACUUACCGCAACGACUCCACCACGCCCGUCUUUGACCGAGUGAAGUUGUACCACGAGAUCGUCAACCAGACCAACGGUUUCACUGAGAUGGGGCAAUACUAUCUGGAAAGAUACAGCCUCUACGUCAACGGUAGCUGAGUGGUUUCUAAGCUUUGGAUGUGCAUCAAUUAUCUGGAUGUGUGUGGAUGUGUGUGUGUAUCCAUGAAUGUUAAUAAAAGCAACACAGCAGUAUCCCCAGCCCAGCCUUCUCCAGAAGCCAAAUUUCUGAGACAGAAUGCUGUGGACUUUGAUGAAUAUGAUACUGUGUGUUGUUUGGGUAGAACGGGGCUAAUCGUGAUGCAGAGAUAUGACUAUGGAGGUUUUCACCAGAUGUUGUGUGAGGGUCUGAGGCUCCCUUGGCAGUGAGAUGAUUUUCUCAUAGAAGUGAAGGAUGUUCAUUCCUGUGUACAGACAAUGCACCGUCCAAAAUAGUGAGAAAUCCCAACCAGUUACUAUUAUCUUUGAAAAGCCUGUUUGUUGUAUUACAUUAUGCAAUUUCCUGAAUUAACGUCUCUCCCAUUUCCAUAGGUUAUCAUGAAACCCCUCCUGAAAUGAGUAAGUAGAACCAAAUUUAAAUUCUGAAAACAACACCCCAAUCUGAUAAAAACAGGGAAAAGAGUGAUGGGAUGGGGGGGGGGGUGAUUUGGAAAUUGCACCAGGGGAAGGAUAGCAACGUGAGCACUCUUUGGUUUGUUUGUUUGUUUGUUUGUUUGUUUGUUUGUUUGAUUGAUUAGAUUUCCAAAUCUUGCCAUGUGAUCGACUUCUGGUUGACAUUCAAAAUAUUUGAAUCUGUUAAGAAGGGGAUAUAUUGUUUGAGAAUAUGGAGUUUCAUGACCUUUGUUUUAAUUCUUGCAUUCUGAAUAUUGCUUUGUUUCGUUUUCUUUUCCUCAAUUUUCAGUCACACAAUUCCAUCAACUUCUUGUUGAAAUUAAAAGUAUUUCAUUCUCUUAACGAGGAAACAUAUAUUGUUUGAGUCCUGGGAGUUUGAUGUCUUGCAUUUUAAUUAUUGUAUUCUGGGAAUUCCUUCAUUUGAUUUCCUCUUGUUUUAACUAUUCUGCUUUCCCCUUGGGAAGGGUGGAAUGGAAAUAUAUGAAAUACCUAUGUGUGUUCCAGCCACUCUGCCCACACCUGCCCAAACAACAACCCCAAUUCCAUCGGUUGAACAAUUCACCGUCAAUUUCACCGUCACCAACCUCAAGUACAGGGAAGAGAUGGGACAUCCCAAUUCUACAGUGUUCAACACAACGGAAAGAGCACUCAUCGCAGUGGUAAGUCUGAUUGCGACUGCUUGUGAGAACGGCUUGUGAGGAGGGGAAGACCAGGCUCUUGUUUUGAUGUCGUGUCUCAUUCCUCUCUCAGCUUGGCAGAUUCCUCAGCAACAGCAGCAUUGGCCCUGCAUAUCUGGGGUGCAGAGUGACUCAACUCAGGUAAGUCUUCCUCCAAUGGGAACACACCUUGCCAGUGGGACUCCAUCCUUUCUUCCCUUGUGGACCAUUCUGCAUCCUGAAUGAUCUCCCUCUCUCUUUGUCCUCCCAGACCAGUGAAGAACGGGGAUGAAACUGGAAUGGACGCCGUCUGCACUUACCGCAAUGACUCCACCAGCCCCGUCUUUGACCGAGUGAAGGUGUACCACGAGAUCGUCAACCAGACGGACAACUUCAGCAAGAUGGGGCCCUAUGAGGUGGAAAGAUACAGCCUCUACGUCAAUGGUAAACAAGUUGUGGAGCUCUUGAUGUGCAUAGCUUGUCCGUAUGUGUGUGUGUGUGUUGUGCAGUACCCCCAAGCCCAGCCUUCAUCUGAGUCAAUGUUUGCAGAGAUAUUAGGAUCCCUGCUUGCGAACUAAAUGCUGGGGUAUUUACAAGUGAUUUUGUUCCUGCUUGAGUUGCUGUGCCAAUCUGGGUGCAGGGAUGACGCUAUGACGUUUUUGUCCUCUGCCCAGGAGGCCUCCCCAUGUCAUGAAAGUGUCCAAAGCUGAUUGAGGUGAUUGUCAUGUGAUGGACAUGAUUGUGUCAUAAUACGUGUGAAAUGCUUCUCACUGCCUCUGCUUAGUGCAUCUUCUGAAUACAGGAGGACAUAACUAUUCUCCUGCCCCAGAAAAAAACCCUCCAUAUUUUAAACAUCAAUAUAUUGAGAGCUUCUCAAAUGACCAUCUCUUACUUUUCUGUAGGUUAUCAUGAAGACCCUCCUAAAACAAGUAAGUAGAACCACAUUGAAAUUUUAACACAACACCCCCCUUCUGACAAUCAGAGUAGCUGAUGUUGACAAUGCAUGAGUGGAAGAGUAACAAAAUGAAGCUUCUUUGAUUCAAGUGAUUCAUUUGUUAGAUUUAUCAGUCUCACCAUGUGAUCAACACCAAGUUGACAUUGCAAAUAUUUCAAUCUGUUCAGAAGGGAUAUAUAGUUUGAGAAUAUGAAGUUUCAUGGCCUUUGUUUUAAUUCUUGCAUUCUGAAUAUUGCUUUAUUUGGUUUUCUUUUCUCAAUUCACAUUUACACCAUCCCACCGACUUUUGUUGAAAUUAAAAGUAUUUCAUUCUCUUAACGAGGAAACAUAUGUUGUGUGAGACCUGGGAGUUUGAUGUCUUGCAUUUUAAUUAUUGUAUUCUGGGAAUUCCUUCAUUUGAUUUUCUCUUGCUUUAACUUUUCUGCUUCCCCUUUGGGAAGGGUGCAAUGGAAAUUUAUGAAAUACCUAUGUCUGUUCCAGCCACUCUGCCCACACCUGCCCAAACAACAACCCCAAUUCCAUCGGUUGAACGAUUCACCGUCAAUUUCACCGUCACCAACCUCAAGUACAGGGAAGAGAUGGGACAUCCCAAUUCUACAGUGUUCAACACAACGGAAAGAGCACUCAUUGCAGUGGUAAGUCUGAUAGCGACUGCUUGUGAGAACGGCUUGUGAGGAGGGGAAGACCAGGCUCUUGUUUUGAUGUCGUGUCUCAUUCCUCUCUCAGCUUGGCAGAUUCCUCAGCAACAGCAGCAUUGGCCCUGCAUAUCUGGGGUGCAGAGUGACUCAACUCAGGUAAGUCUUCCUCCAAUGGGAACACACCUUGCCAGUGGGACUCCAUCCUUUCUUCCCUUGUGGACCAUUCUGCAUCCUGAAUGAUCUCCUUCUCUUUGUCCUCCCAGACCAGUGAAGAACGGGGAUGAAACUGGAAUGGACGCCGUCUGCACUUACCGCAAUGACUCCACCAGCCCCGUCUUUGACCGAGUGAAGGUGUACCAUGAGAUCGUCAACCAGACGGACAACUUCAGCAAGAUGGGGCCCUAUGAGGUGGAAAGAUACAGCCUCUACGUCAAUGGUAAACAGGUUGUGGAGCCCUUGAUGUACAUAUAUUGUCUCUCUGUGUGUGUUUUGUGCAGUACCCUCAAGCCCAGCCUUCAUCUGAGCCAAUGUUUACAGAGAUAUUAGGAUCGCUGCUUGUGAACUGAAUGCUAUGGUAUUUUCCAGUGAUUUUGUACCUGCUUGAGUUGCUUUGCCAAUCUGGGUGCAGGGAUGAUGCUAUGACGUUUUUGUCCUCUGCCCAGGAGGCCUCCCCAUGUCAUGAAAGUGUCCAAAGCUGAUUGAGGUGAUUGUCAUGUGAUGGACAUGAUUGUGUCAUAAUGCGUGUGAGAUGCUUCUCACUGCCUCUGCUUAGUGCAUCUUCUGAAUACAGGAGGACAUAACUAUUCUCCUGCCCCAGAAAAAAACCCUCCAUAUUUUAAACAUCAAUAUAUUGAGAGCUUCUCAAAUGACCAUCUCUUACUUUUCUGUAGGUUAUCAUGAAGACCCUCCUGAAACAAGUAAGUAGAACCACAUUGAAAUUGUAACACAACACCCCCCUUCUGACAAUCAGAGUAGCUGAUGUUGACAAUGCAUGAGUGGAAGAGUAACAAAAUGAAGCUUCUUUGAUUCAAGUGAUUCAUUUGUUAGAUUUAUCAGUCUCACCAUGUGAUCAACACCAAGUUGACAUUGCAAAUAUUUCAAUCUGUUCAGAAGGGGAUAUAUAGUUUGAGAAUAUGAAGUUUCAUGGCCUUUGUUUUAAUUCUUGCAUUCUGAAUAUUGCUUUAUUUGGUUUUCUCAAUUCACAUUUACACCAUCCCACCGACUUUUGUUGAAAUUAAAAGUAUUUCAUUCUCUUAACGAGGAAACAUAUGUUGUGUGAGACCUGGGAGUUUGAUGUCUUGCAUUUUAAUUAUUGUAUUCUGGGAAUUCCUUCAUUUGAUUUUCUCUUGUUUUAACUUUUCUGGUUCCCCUUUGGGAAGGGUGCAAUGGAAAUUUAUGAAAUACCUAUGUCUGUUCCAGCCACUCUGCCCACACCUGCCCAAACAACAACCCCAAUUCCAUCGGUUGAACAAUUCACUGUCAAUUUCACCGUCACCAACCUCAAGUACAGGGAAGAGAUGGGACAUCCCAAUUCUACAGUGUUCAACACAACGGAAAGAGCACUUAUCGCAGUGGUAAGUCUGAUAGCGACUGCUUGUGAGAACAGCUUGUGAGGAGGGGAAGACCAGGCUCUUGUUUUGAUGUCGUGUCUCAUUCCUUUCUCAGCUUGGCAGGUUCCUCAGCAACAGCAGCAUUGGCCCUGCGUAUCUGGGGUGCAGAGUGACUCAGCUCAGGUAAGUCUUCCUCCAAUGGGAACACACCUUGCCAGUGGGACUCCAUCCUUUCUUCCCUUGUGGACCAUUCUGCAUCCUGAAUGAUCUCCCUCUCUCUUUGUCCUCCCAGACCAGUGAAGAACGGGGAUGAAACUGGAAUGGAUGCCGUCUGCACUUACCGCAAUGACUCCACCAGCCCCGUCUUUGACCGAGUGAAGGUGUACCACGAGAUCGUCAACCAGACGGACAACUUCAGCAAGAUGGGGCCCUAUGAGGUGGAAAGAUACAGCCUCUACGUCAAUGGUAAACAAGUUGUGGAGCUCUUGAUGUGCAUAGCUUGUCCGUAUGUGUGUGUGUGUUUUGUGCAGUACCCCCAAGCCCAGCCUUCAUCUGAGUCAAUGUUUGCAGAGAUAUUCAGACCCUUUCUUGCAAACUAAAUGCUGGGGUAUUUUCAAGUAAUUUUGUUCCUGCUUGAGUUGCUGUGCGAAUCUGGGUGCAGGGAUGAUGCUAUGAGGUUUUUGUCCUCUGCCCAGGAGGCCUCCCCAUGUCAUGAAAGUGUCCAAAGCUGAUUGAGGUGAUUGUCAUGUGAUGGACAUGAUUGUGUCAUAAUACGUGUGAGAUGCUUCUCAUUGACUCUGCUUAGUGCAUCUUCCGAACACAGGAGGAGAUGCACAGGAGAACACAAUUCUCCUGCCCCAGAAAAAGAAACCUCCUUAUUUUAAACAUCAAUAUAUUGAGAGCUUCUCAAAUGACCGUCUCUUACUUUUCUGUAGGUUAUCAUGAAGACCCUCCUGAAACAAGUAAGUAGAACCACAUUGAAAUUUUAACACAACACACUCCCAGUGUAUCUUGUCCUUUUCUAGGUUACAAUGAAGCCCCUCUUGAAGCAAGUAAGUACCACCUAAGUAUUUUUAAGUAGAGUCUCUUACAACAUAGUCAGGGAUGAGUCUCAUGAUAUUAAAACUUUUGGUAAUAUAUCAUUGAACAGGGUGUCAAUAUGAGCACCCAUUAAUGUAUAGGAUAUAAUAAUUGUAUAAUGCUAUAAAUCUCUUGACCCUAGUACAUAUCUUUCUUCUCCUGUUCCAGCCACUUUGCCAGCACCAACACAGUCGCCAACCCCAAUCCCAACACUUGAACACUUCACCAUCAAUUGUACCGUAACCAACCUCAGAUACAAACCAGAAAUGGGAACGCCCAACUCAAAGGCCUUCAACGCUACAGAGAAAGUGCUCACCAUGCUGGUAAGUCUGAUUCUGGGCCACUUGUGAGAAUGGCAUGCAAUGAGGUGUGAGUGAGACUGUUGAUUUCACCAAUUAAGUGUUUCUUUUCUUCUUCAGUUUGGAAGAAUUCUCCGCAACAGCAGCAUUGGCCCGGCGUUCCUGGGAUGCGAAGUGACUCAGCUCAGGUAAGCCUUCCUCAAGUGCGGAAACAUAUAUCCUCUGGUCCUUUCUCACUCUGGCAACAGUGACUUCAUCCCUCCUCUGUUGUCCACCUUCAUGGUCUGUCCUACACCUGAAAUUCUUUCUCUCUCCUCCCAGACCGGUGAGAAAUGGGGAGGAAACUGGAAUGGACGCCGUCUGCACUUACCGCAAUGACUCCACCACGCCAGCCUUUGACCGGGUGAAGGUGUACCAUGAGAUUGUCAACCAGACGAGUGGCUUCACCAAGAUGGGUCCCUACAACAUGGAAAGAUACAGCCUCUACGUCAACGGUAGCCAAGAGAUUCUUAGUCACUUCAUGUGCAUAGAUUAACUGUCUGUGGUUUGUGUAAUGGAAUAGAAUAGACUGUCCUCUAAGCUCAGUUUUCUUGUUGUGUCCAUGCUUUCCUGAGAGAUGAGGCUCCUCACUCCCAAACUGAGGAUGUCACGUUUCAUAGGCAGAAGGAAAUUUGGGAAUGGGGCAUAGAGAAGGGGGAGCCUCCCCUAAGGAGGAUUGCGCUCAGAAGAAGUCUGGAUUGAACCCUUUUCAAGUGCCUACAACUACAACACCACUGUUUUGGUCCAAUCAUAACCAGCCUGUCUUCCUUUGUCCUAGGUUAUCAUGAGGUCCCAGCUAAAUCAAGUAAGUUUACUUUUAAAAAUCCUGCAUCUUAAAGCCCUUCAUGGCCCUUUCACCAAACCCAAGGAAAGAGUUAUAGAAAGGCAAUAGUGUUGGCCAUAUGUCAAUGGAAGAGCAUCUAUGUAAACACAUAUAAAUUGAUUGGUUGUUAUUUUGGUCAGUCACACCAUGCAGUGAACCACUAGCCUCUGCCUGAUCCAUUUAUUUCAUUUCCUGUGGUAGCCCCUCCACCAGCCCUGACACCAACCCCAGCCCUGGCAGUUGAACCCUUCACCGUCAACUGGACCGUAACCAACCUCAAGUAUAACCCAGAAAUGGGGACGCCCAAUUCAAAGGCCUUCAACGCUACAGAGAAAGCUCUCACCACGCUGGUAAGUCCAAUUCCUGCCCACUUGUGAGAAUAGCUUCCCAUGAUCCUAUAUGUUUGAUGUACUCAAUGCUUCCUUCAUUUUUCAGCUGGGAAGAAUUCUCCGCAACAGCAGCAUUGGCCCGGCGUAUGUGGGAUGCAAAGUGACUCAGCUCAGGUCAGCCAUCCUCAAACAUGGGAACCUUUUAGCUCUGAUCAUCCCUUGAACAGACACGAAUGAUCCUCUCACCCAACAGUUCCAACUGCUCAUAAUUCUGUUCAACAUCUCUCUCUCUUUCCUCCCAGACCUGUGAGUGAUGGGGAUGAAACCGGAAUGGACGCCGUCUGCACUUACCGCAACGACUCCACCACGCCCACCUUUGACCGGGUGAAGGUGUACCAUGAAAUUGUCAACCAGACCAGCGGUUUCACCAAGAUGGGUCCCUACAGCAUGGAAAGAUACAGCCUCUAUGUCAAUGGUAACCAGCUGUUUCCUAAUCAUCACGUGUGCACGCCUUAUCUCUGUGUGGGGUUUGUGUCAUAGUACAGAAAUAGACUGAGCUCAGUUUUCUUGUUGUGUCCAUGAUAUCCUGAGAGGUGAGGCCUCUCACUCCAUCAUCAUCAUCAUUUUUAAUUUGUAUACCGUCUUUCUAUCUUACAAUACUCAAGGCAGUUUACAAGCUGAAGAAACAAAAAAUGUACAUCUUAUAACAAUCUAAUGCAAUACAAAAAUGUGAUAAUAACAAUAACUUUAAAAUAGGCAGCCUACAUCAAAAAAGUAACAUUCAACAAUCAUUAGAAUAGUAUAAAAUAAUAAUAUCAAUGUCAGGUGGCUGUAGCGGUUGCUCGAGAGUAACAGGACCUGUGUUUUACAGGCUUUAUUUUUGUGCAAACUAUUUACAGUGAAGAGCCCCAAAGCUCAUGUCUGGCUCAGUUGCUAGCAGAAUCUGGGAGUGGUCUUUUUUUUUUAACCUCCCCCAACAUAAGAGUUUCGUUACCCCCAGCCGUCUCCUCCCCUCUCUGUGCCCCAAACUUCUGCGCAGAAUGGGCGAUGGCAAGGGCGUGUUUCCCUCCAGACCAGCUUGCCCAGAAGUGGUGUUAAGGCUCCUACCAGCGUCCUCUGGUCCUUGUACCUCUUCCCCACCGGAGGUGGGGCGCAAGAUUUUCGGAGGAUCCCUGUAACACAAACUGCCCUUCUAUUUCUCGCCUCUGAGCCGAUGGCAGUUCCCUAUCAAUCAACAUAUAAAAGUUAAACAGAAAUCCACUCAACAGUUACAAUAAAUGAUAUCUAAACUAUAAUCAAUAAAACAAUGGCAAGCCACAGUACAUAAAACAAUAAAAUACACAUUGGGAAGCAAAGACUAGAGGGUAGAGCAAGGCAGGUGGAAGGAGGGCUUGCCUGAUGGAGUCUCUCCCCUCAGUUCUUCCUUCAGGUACAGCUUCCUUCUGAGGGGAUUUCAUGUUUCAUAGGUGGAAAGAGGGGGGAAUGGAGAGGGGGGAGCCUCCCCUGAGGAGGAUUACACUCAGAGGAAGUCUGGAUUGAACCCUUUUCAAGUGUCUACAACUGAAACACCACUGUCUUGCUCCAUUCAUAAACCAGCUUGUCUUUCUUUGUCCUAGGUUAUAAUGAGGUUCCUGUUGCAUCAAGUAAGUACCAUAUCAUAAUCCUUAAAUUGUGUGCAUAGGUUGUAGAAUUUUUUCCACAUUUAUUAUGGUAUUUUUGUGAUACACAAACGACAUGAGAAUACUUGCUAUACUUGUUUGCAGGAUCUGAUUUCUUUCCGCAGGGCCUGUAAGACAGAGUUGUUCCGCCUGGUCUUUGGCUUGGAGCCAAUUUGAUUCCCUCCCUCUCUUUCCUUUUUCUUUUCCUUCUCCUCCUGCGUUGAGGCUACAUUUUAAUAUUUUAAUGUUUCAAUAUUUUAAUGCUGUAUUUUAAUUUUGUUUUUAAGUUGUAAUCACUCAACUUGUUUUUAUUAUUGCUUGUAAUCCGCUCUGAGCCCGGCCUUGGCUGGGGAGGGCGGGGUAUAAAUAAAAAUUAUAUUAUUAUUAUUAUUAAUAUUAUUAAUAUUAUUAUAACAUUAUUCUUGUUUAUAAAACCCAAUAAAAUAAAAAUAUAAACAAUAGUGCUCAUCAAGACAAACUCAAGGGAACUACUAAAAUGAGGGAGUCAGUAAUGGCCGUGGCUCAGUGGAAGAGCAUAAAUUUUAACAUGCUUUUGUUGAUUGCUUUGCUGUGUGUCACAAUCCCAUCACACAAUGUACCUCCUAUUCUUCCACUUGCAGCCACUCUGCCAACGCCAACCCCAACGCCAACCCCAGUGCCAACACUUGAACACUUCACCCUCAACUGUACCGUGACCAACCUCAGAUACAAGCCAGAAAUGGGAACUCCCAACUCAAAGGCCUUCAACGCUACAGAGAAAGCGCUCACCAUGCUGGUAAGUCUGAUCUCCAUCUACUUGUGAGAUUGGCAUGGGAUUUGUCGUGGGUGAUCCUGAUGAUUUCACCAAUUCAAUGUUUCCUUCCUUCUUCAGUUUGGAAGAAUUCUCCGCCAGAGCAGCAUUGGCCCAGCGUACCUGGGAUGCGAAGUGACUCAGCUCAGGUAAGCCUUCCUGAAGUGCGGAAAUGCAUAUCCUCUGGUCCUUUCUCACUCUGGCAAGAGGGACUUCCUCCCUCCUCUGUUUUCCACCUUUGUGGUCAGUCCUGCAUCCCAAAUUCUCUCUCUCUUUCCCCAGACCGGUGAGAGACGGGGAUGAAACCGGAAUGGACGCCGUCUGCACUUACCGCAACGACUCCACCACGCCCGCCUUUGACCGGGUGAAGGUGUACCACGAGAUCGUCAACCAGACCAGUGGUUUCACCAAGAUGGGUCCCUACAGCAUGGAAAGAUACAGCCUCUAUGUCAACGGUAGCCUAGUGCUUCUUGAAGAUUUCAUGUACAUAGAUUACCUCUCUGUGUGGGGUUUGUGCCGUAGUUACAGUUCAGGUAGUCCUGAGGGUCCCGUCUGGUCAUCAGGUUUAAUGUUUUCAGAGAGAUGAGGGCUCCAUCUCCAGAAUGACGUGCUUUCAAAUGGGCUGAAGGAAGCUGAAUUGGCUGCAGAGAUAGAUUGUGGAAGAGGUCAUCAACCACUGAGAAGGAUGCCUCCUCCCUGUUGCUGCCCCUAUUACUGCACCAUGUAGCCCAUGUUCAAGAAGCUUUCCUAAUCCCCACAGAGCUGGUUGGGAGGGAGAUAGAUUGGAGGACCCCCACCUUCCAAGCAAUACACCACACAAGGGAAUUCUGGAUGCAACCAGUUCUAUUCUUUGCCAGAAUCUCCAUCUGAAACACCACUGUCUUGCCUCAUUAAUAAACCUGUGUAUCUUCUUUUUCCCCAGGUUACCAUGAGGUCCCAGCUAAAUCAAGUAAGUUUACUUUUAAAAAUCCUACAUCUUAAAGCCCUUCAUGGCCCUUUCACCAAACCCAAGGAAGUUAUAGGAAGGCAAUAGUGUUGGCCGUUUGUCAAUUGAAGAGCAUCUAUGUGAACACAUAUAAAUUGAUUGGUUGUUAUUCUGAUCAGUCACACCAUGCAAUGAGGUGCUAGCCUCUGCCUGAUCCAUUUAUUUCAUUUCCUGUGGUAGCCCCUCCACCAGCCCUGACACCAACCCCAGCCCUGGCAGUUGAACCCUUCACCGUCAACUGGACCGUAACCAACCUCAAGUAUAACCCAGAAAUGGGGACGCCCAAUUCAAAGGCCUUCAACGCUACAGAGAAAGCUCUCACCACGCUGGUAAGUCCAAUUCCUGCCCACUUGUGAGAAUAGCUUCCCAUGAUCCUAUUGGUUUGAUGUACUCAAUGCUUCCUUCAUUUUUCAGCUGGGAAGAAUUCUCCGCAACAGCAGCAUUGGCCCGGCGUAUGUGGGAUGCAAAGUGACUCAGCUCAGGUCAGCCAUCCUCAAACACAGGAACCUUUUAGCUCUGAUCAUCCCUUGAACAGACACGAAUGAUCCUGUCCCGCCAACCGUUCCAACUGCUCAUAAUUCUGUUCAACAUCUCUCUCUCUUUCCUCCCAGACCUGUGAGUGAUGGGGAUGAAACUGGAAUGGACGCCGUCUGCACUUAUCGCAACGACUCCACCACGCCCGCCUUUGACCGGGUGAAGGUGUACCACGAGAUCGUCAACCAGACCAGUGGUUUCACCAAGAUGGGUCCCUACAGCAUGGAAAGAUACAGCCUCUACGUCAACGGUAACCAGCUGUUUCCUAAUCAUCUCGUGUGCAUGCCUUAUCUCUGUGUGGGGUUUGUGUCAUACUACAGAAAUAGACUCUCCUCUGAGCUCAGUUUUCUUGUUGUGUCCAUGAUUUCCUGAGAGAUGAGGCCUCUCACUCCAGAACUGAGAGCUCUGUAAAUGGGGAAUUCAUGUUUCAUAGGCAGAAGGAACUUUGGGAAUGGGGAAUGGAGAGGGGGGAGCCUCCCCUGAGGAGGAUUACACUCAGUGGAAGUCUGGAUUGAAGCCUUUUCAAGUGUCUACAACUGAAACACCACUGUCUUGGUCCAUUCAUAAACCAGCAUGUCUUUCUUUGUCCUAGGUUAUAAUGAGGUUCCUGUUGCAUCAAGUAAGUACCAUAUCGUUAUCCUUAAAUUGUGCUCCUCAUGACAAACUCAAGGGAAGCAGUUAUAUGAAGGUGUCAGUAAUGGCCGUGGCUCAGUGGAAGAGCAUAAAUUUUAACAUGCUUUUGUUGAUUGCUUUGCUGUGUGUCACAAUCCCAUCACACGAUGCCUCUACCUGAUCCUAUUCUUCCACUUGCAGCCACUCUGCCAACGCCAACCCCAACGCCAACCCCAAUGCCAACACUUGAACACUUCACCCUCAACUGUACCGUAACCAACCUCAGAUACAAGCCAGAAAUGGGAACUCCCAACUCAAAGGCCUUCAACGCUACAGAGAAAGCGCUCACCAUGCUGGUAAGUCUGAUUCCCAUCUACUUGUGAGACUGGCAUGGGACGUGUUGUGGGUGAUCCUGAUGAUUUCACCAAUUCAAUGUUUCCUUCCUUCUUCAGUUUGGAAGAAUUCUCCGCCAGAGCAGCAUUGGCCCAGCGUACCUGGGAUGCGAAGUGACUCAGCUCAGGUAAGCCUUCCUCAAGUGCGGAAACGCAUAUCCUCUGGUCCUUUCUCACUCUGGCAAGAGGGACUUCCUCCCUCCUCUGUUUUCCACCUUUGUGGUCAGUCCUGCAUCCCAAGUUCUCUCUCUCUUUUCCCAGACCGGUGAGAGACGGGGAUGAAACCGGAAUGGACGCCGUCUGCACUUACCGCAACGACUCCACCACGCCCGCCUUUGACCGGGUGAAGGUGUACCACGAGAUCGUCAACCAGACCAGCGGUUUCACCAAGAUGGGUCCCUACAGCAUGGAAAGAUACAGCCUCUACGUCAAUGGUAACCAGCUGUUUCCUAAUCAUCUCGUGUGCACGCCUUAUAUCUGUGUGGGGUUUGUGUCAUACUACAGAAAUAGACUCUCCUCUGAGCUCAGUUUUCUUGUUGUGUCCAUGAUUUCCUGAGAGAUGAGGCCUCUCACUCCAGAACUGAGAGCUCUGUAAAUGGGGAAUUCAUGUCUCAUAGGCAGAAGGAACUUUGGGAAUGGAGAAUGGAGAGGGGGGAGCCUCCCCUGAGGAGGAUUACACUCAGUGGAAGUGUGGAUUGAACCCUUUUCAAGUGUCUACAACUGAAACACCACUGUCUUGGUCCAUUCAUAAACCCGCAUGUCUUUCUUUGUCCUAGGUUAUAAUGAGGUUCCUGUUGCAUCAAGUAAGUACCAUAUCAUUAUCCUUAAAUUGUGCUCCUCAUGACAAACUCAAGGGAAGCCGUUAUAUGAAGGUGUCAGUAAUGGCCGUGCCAAAGUGGAAGAGCAUAAAUUUUAACAUGCUUUUGUUGAUUGCUUUGCUGUGUGUCACAAUCCCAUCACACAAUGUACCUCCUAUUCUUCCACUUGCAGCCACUCUGCCAACGCCAACACAAACGCCAACCCCAAUGCCAACACUUGAACACUUCACCCUCAACUGUACCGUAACCAACCUCAGAUACAAGCCAGAAAUGGGAACUCCCAACUCAAAGGCCUUCAACGCUACGGAGAAAGCGCUCACCAUGCUGGUAAGGCUGAUUCCCAUCUACUUGUGAGAUUGGCAUGGGACGUGUUGUGGGUGAUCCUGAUGAUUUCACCAAUUCAAUGUUUCCUUCCUUCUUCAGUUUGGAAGAAUUCUCCGCCAGAGCAGCAUUGGCCCAGCGUACCUGGGAUGCGAAGUGACUCAGCUCAGGUAAGCCUUCCUCAAGUGCGGAAAUGCAUAUCCUCUGGUCCUUUCUCACUCUGGCAAGAGGGACUUCCUCCCUCCUCUGUUUUCCACCUUUGUGGUCAGUCCUGCAUCCCAAAUUCUCUCUCUCUUUCCCCAGACCGGUGAGAGACGGGGAUGAAACCGGAAUGGACGCCGUCUGCACUUACCGCAACGACUCCACCACGCCCGCCUUUGACCGGGUGAAGGUGUACCAUGAGAUCGUCAACCAGACCAGCGGUUUCACCAAGAUGGGUCCCUACAGCAUGGAAAGAUACAGCCUCUACGUCAACGGUACAUAGAAUCAUAGAAUCAUAGAAUCAUAGAGUUGGAAGAGACCACAAGGGCCAUCGAGUCCAACCCCCUGCCAAGCAGGAAACACCAUCAGAGCACUCCUGACAUAGAAUCAUAGAAUCAUAGAAUCAUAGAGUUGGAAGAGACCACAAGGGCCAUCGAGUCCAACCCCCUGCCAAGCAGGAAACACCAUCAGAGCACUCCUGACAUAUGGUUGUCAAGCCUCUGCUUAAAGACCUCCAAAGAAGGAGACUCCACCACACUCCUUGGCAGCAAAUUCCACUGUCAAACAGCUCUUACUGUCAGGAAGUUCUUCCUAAUGUUUAGGUGGAAUCUUCUUUCUUGUAGUUUGGAUCCAUUGCUCCGUGUCCGCUUCUCUGGAGCAGCAGAAAACAACUUUUCUUCCUCUUCUAUGUGACAUCCUUUUAUAUAUUUGAACAUGGCUAUCAUAUCACCCCUUAACCUCCUCUUCUCCAGGCUAAACAUGCCCAGCUUCCUUAGCCGUUCCUCAUAAGGCAUCGUUUCCAGGUCUUUGACCAUUUUGGUUGCCCUCCUCUGGACACGUUCCAGUUUGUCAGUGUCCUUCUUGAACUGUGGUGCCCAGAACUGGACACAGUGUUGGUUUUUAAAGAAGAUUUAGUAGUAAGGGGUUGGGGCGUGUUUGCAUUAUUCUAAUGCUUCUGAAUGCUUUUUGUGGCUCUACACUUUGGAGUAAGGGGUGGCAAGUUAGGAAGUUUGGGAAACUUUGCGCAUCAGGUUGUUCCUUCACAUUCAGGGAGGAAUAACCAGGUGCAGAAAGGAGAAUUGGGGAGGCAUCUGGCUUGACAGCAUGUGAAAAAAGUCUAGGUGUCUUAGUAAACAACAAGCUUAACAUGUAUCAACAGGGUGAGACCGCAGCCAAAAUGUGAAUGCUAUUCUAGGCAGCAUCAACAGAAGUCUAGUGUCGAUAUCAAGGGAAGUCAUAGUCCCACUCUGUUCUGCCUUGGUCAGACCACACCUGGAAUACGGUGUCCAAUUCUGGGCACUACAAUUUAAGAAGGAUGUUGGCAUGUGCAGAAGAGGGUGACCAAUAAGGGCCUGGAAACCAAACCUUAUGAAGAAUAGUUGAGAGAGUUGGGUAAGUUUAGUGUGGAGAAGAGGAGACUGAGAGGAGAUAGGAUAGCCAUUUUCAAGCAUUGGAAGGGCGAGGAAAUAUCUGAACAUGGAAGAUGGGGAAAGCUUGUUUUCUGCUGCACCAGAGGGUAGGACACAAACUUGUUUUCUGCUGCACCAGAGGGUAGGACACAAACAAAUAGGUUCAAAUGACAAGAAAAGAGAUUGUGACUAAACAUCAGGAAUAACUUUCUGAUGGUGAGAGCUGUUCAACAGUGGAAGAGUGGGUCUUGGAACAUGGUUGGCUCUGUGCCUUUGAUUGUGUAUUUGUAACGGCUUCCUAGGAUAUUGGGGGGGGGGGUUCCAAGUGGCCAUGGGCAAGUGCAUCUUGUAGACCAGGGAUCAAAGCAAGAAUUCUUUCAUCACAUUCAUUCUAACACAAACCAUUCCUUCCUUUCCUUUUGCCUAGGCUAUAACGAACAGCCUCGCGAAACAAGUAAGUACCGCAUUGGAAACCUGAUUUUGAGUCCAUUCAGAACAUGGAGGGCAAGGAAGGAGAACCGGGGGUGACGGUCUCGUGAUAGAGCUUCAACAGAAGACGGUCAAGAUAUCAUUGUUUUCCUUUCCAGCGGUUUUGCCCCCAGUGCCAACCAAAGCACCAACCCCAACCCCACCCCUGGCGGUUGAACGAUUCACUGUGAACUGCACCGUAACCAACCUCAGAUACAAGCCGGAGAUGGGAACUCCCAAUUCGAAGGCAUUCAACUCCACAGAGAAAGCACUCACCACUCUGGUAAGACUGGUUCCAGUUGGCGUCGAUUGUUUGGGAUGCUGUGGUGGUGUUCCCUGGUAGUUUGACCUCCACUGACAGGCUAGGACUUUUUUUCUUCUUUAUUUAGACAGGCAUUUGGUAAGAGUUGGGUUAGGAUCCACUUGCCAAAAUUGAUUCUCGUAAGGUGAGGAGCAUCUAGGUUCAAUGUACUCAAUGUAUCUUGUCUUUUUUCCCAGCUUGGCAGAAUCUUCUCCGUAGGCAGUAUCGGCCCAGAGUAUUCGGGAUGCAAAGUCACAGCUUUGAAGUAAGCCUUGCUUUUUUCCUGAGUCACGCAGAGUGAUGCAGCGGUUUCACCCUCGAAGCCCUAGUGAUGAAGUAGAAUCCACACACGAGACUUUGAAGAUGACUCUUUACUUGCAGGAUGGCAGCUAUUACAAGCAAUAUCAUACAUAUAUGCUAAGUCCAAUGCAACGCAUCUCACUCUCUUGAGUCCAAGAGAGGAUCUUCUAACUUCCCAAACUCCUUUGAAGCAGCCCAUAUAUUAUAGCUUGUCUGUCCUCACCAGACAUACUCAUGGUCACUUGUCUGUCCUCCUUCAGACAUACUCACGGUCACUUUUAAAGGGCAUUAACACAUUGACAAGCCCACGAUUCAGCAUUUCUGUGCCCUUAAUUGGAGUUACAAGAUUUUGCAGGCAUUACAUUACAUUAGUAAAGGUAAAGGUAAAGGGACCCCUGACCAUUAGGUCCAGUCGUGACCAACUCUGGGGUUGCGGUGCUCAUCUCGCUUUACUGGCCUAGGGAGCCAGCGUCCAGCUUCUGGGUCAUGUGGCCAGCAUGACUAAGCUGCUUCUGGCAAACCAGAGCAGCGCACAGAAACGCCGUUUGCCUUCCCGCCGGAGCGGUACCUAUUUAUCUACCUGCACUUUGGCGUGCUUUAGAACUGCUAGGUUGGCAGGAGCAGGGACUGAGCAACGAGAGCUCAUCCCGUCACGGGGAUUCGAACUGCUGACCUUCUGAUUGGCAAAUCCUAGGCUCUGUGGUUUAAGCCACAGCGCCACCUGCGUCCAUUACAUUACAUUACAUAGGUUUUAUUUUCCCCAGCACAACUUAUUCUUUGUAAAAUACAUUUUCUAAUAAAUACAGUACAAAUACCAAAAGGCAGGUAAUGGGGAAGUGAAGGUAGUGAAUCUGGCCCUGGAGAGUGGAGAAUACCAAGCUAGAUGGUCUGACUGAGUAUGGGGCAGCUUCCUGAGCUCCUGUUUAACCUAGAGGACUAGAAUCUUGUACUACAUUUAGAAGAAAGACCAUAACUUGGUUGCUGAGCGUCUGCUAUCCAAGCAGUAGGCCCCAGACUCAGUCCUCAGCACCUCUGGAUAGGGCAGGGUGGUAAGGAAGACUGCUGGAGAGGUGCUGCCAAUCAGUGUGGACAAUAUUGAGCUUGAUGGACCAGUCGGUAUAAGUCAGUUCCCUGGGUUCCUAGUUAAACCAGCCAUUGUUCAAAAUCAUGAGAACUAGCGGCUUCCUAUGCCCUUCUGUUCCUAACAAUUCAAUACUCCUUUCUCUUGACCCACAAACCCUCUCUGCUAAAACCCUCUCUUUCCUUCUCCCUCUCCUCUCAGACCGGUGAGAGACGGGGAUGAAACCGGAAUGGACGCCGUCUGCACUUACCGCAACGACUCCACCACGCCCGCCUUUGACCGGGUGAAGGUGUACCAUGAAAUCGUCAACCGGACCAGCGGUUUCACCAAGAUGGGUCCCUACAGCAUGGAAAGAUACAGCCUCUACGUCAAUGGUAGAAACUGAUUAUAUAUUUUGUGGUUUUCUAUUUUGAUUUUGUUCUGUGAACCACCCUGAGACCUCCAGGUAUGGCGUGGUAUAUAAAUUCAGUAAAUGAUAAUAAUAAAAUAAUGGUAGCCAAAUUUAAAGUGAAAUGAAAAAAAUGAAACGAAACGACAUUGGCCAAAUAGUUUUUAUGCAUUUCACGUGUGUUGAAUAUCUGUGGGUGUGUUUGCAGUGUUGCCAAAGGCUCAUUCCGGCACAGUAUGGGAGCAGUGUGCUCUGCCAUAAUGGGAAUCCUUUUUCACACAACAUUUAUUGUGCUUUCCUUAUAUAUAUGGAGGGGGUUUGGUGUGUGUGUGUUCUCACAGGUGCCUGCAUAUUGUAAUCAGGGAUCGUCGUAAUAAUUCUUUCUCCCCCUUGACUUUCAUGCCAGAUAGAUAGCUAGAUAAAUUUAUUACGGUCGGAGACCAGCUUAUAAAACACACUUGGGGGUACAAUCCCAGAAGUAAAACAAACAUUUAAAACAAUGUACAACAGUAGAUUUAAAAUUUAUAAAUGCGAUAAGCGUAUAGACACCUAAAACUUUAAGAUAAGCUACCGCAGAGAGAUGACCCAGAGUCACCCAUGGAACCAUGUUUGGGGAUUUUCUUAACGAACUAGUUUGGGUUGGGGGAUGGUCUGCACCUACAGAUCUGUACACAGAAUCUGGCGACCAUCCCGGCCAUCUUAUGAUCUUUGCCUAACAGGAAAAGGUCAAAUUUUUGCUUUUCCGGGAGGUCAGCGAGCCUCACCAGCAGGGGAUCAGUGGUCUCACUACGUGCCUCUUCCUAAAAGGGACAUCUAAAGAACAAGUGCUCUGGGCUUCCUAUAUCCCCACAAUGAACAAGAACAAAGUCUCUGAGCAUAUGGGACUUUUUAAAAGGCUCCUUCCAGGACCGGCGAGGGCAGAGCCGAGCUUCUGGCGAAUGUAAAAGCCCUUCUUGCAUUUUUGGAUACAAGAAAGAAGCGAUAUGCUGCUGACUUUCAUGCUAAUUGCUCUUAUCUUACCUUUUUGCCUAGGCUACAAUGAGCAACCUCUCAAACCAAGUAAGUCCCACAAUCAAAUCCUAACUUGGAGUCUGUUCAGAACGUGGGGAGAGGGGAAGGGGAGCCAGAAGAUGUUGGGUCUCUUGCAGAGCUUCAGUGGAAGAGCAUUGGUUUACAGCUGUUUUCCUUUCCAGCUGUUUCACGCUUGGUGACCAAAGCACCAACCCCGACCCCAGCCCUGGCAGUUGAACAGUUCACCAUGAACUGCACUGUAACCAACCUCAGAUACAAACCAGAGAUGGGAACUCCCAAUUCGAAGGCGUUCAACUCCACAGAGAAAGCACUCACCACUCUGGUAAGACUAGUUCCAGUUGGCGUUGAUUGUUUGGGAUGCUUUGGUGGUGUUCCCUGGUAGUUUGACCUCCAAUAGUAGGCUAGGACCUUUAAGACAUAAGCUUUGGUCCAUAAACUGGCUAUUAAUUAGGUUGUAACUGUUGGGAUGUGACUUGAUGCUAAAUUUAUUAGAUAUUAUCUUCCCUUCCUCAUGUUUGUGAGUUCAACAGCUUGAAAGGGAAGCUUAGACCAGCUAAUUUUAGCCUUAAUCCAGGAUGCUUUAAGGCAGACUGGAUUCUCCUGGUAUUUCCCCUUAAAAUAACAAUCACACAAUCUCGUAAAAGGUACAAAUAACAUUUACUCACUCGGAAUAUUGGAUUCAAAAUAACAAUACUCAACGGAUCCUUUCUUUUUCAGUUUGGAAGAGUCCUCCGCAGUAGCAGUAUCGGCCCGGCGUAUAUGGGAUGCAAAGUGUCAACUCUGAGGUCAGCCUUCCUUUUACUUGUAGACAUUUCAGCUUUGAUCAUCUCUUCCCCAGCCAGCAGCAGCUUCAUUCCUUUCGGACCCACCCCUUGGGCCAGUUCCAAAGGCUCCUGCUCAAAUCCUUUCUCUUGCCUUCCAGACCGGUGCAAAAAGGGGACGAAACUGGGAUGGACGCCGUCUGCUCUUACCGGAACAGCUCCGCUGCCCCGGUGUUCGACCGAGUGAAUGUGUAUCACGAAAUCGUUAACCGGACAAGUGGCUUCACCAAGAUGGGGCCCUACGACUUGGAGAGAUACAGUCUCUACAUUAACGGUAGCGUUUUUGGGCAUUUGCUCAUCGUGCUAUAGAUUGCCUCAGGCGCCAUGCUUUUGAGUGGCCUUCCCAUUGGGGUGUCAAGGGGCUAACAGGAAGAUCAGGUCAUUCACAGGUCAAAGAGGAAGACAGGAGUCUAUCGCGCAUUUAGUUUCUUUAUUAAGGGAGAGAGAAAAGACUGUAUUUUUCGCUCUAUAGGACACACCGGACCAUAGGACGCACCGGACCAUAGGAGGGGGAGAAUGGGGGGGGGGAUUCUCCGCCUCUCCGCUCAGCGCCCCUUCAGCAAAGUGGCAGGAGAAACGGAGCCCCUUCCAUUUCUCCUCCCGCUUCGCUGAAGGGGCGCUGCGCAGAGAGGGAAAACUGUGCAGCGCCUCUCCAGCGAAGCGAAGCCUGGAGAGCAAGAGGGAUCGGUGUGCACCGACCCCUCUCGCUCUCCAGGCUUCAGGCGGCUAUGCGCAAGCCUUCCAAGCGCAGCCUUCCUGCUGCGCUCCGAAGGCUUGCGGAUAGCUGCCUGAAGCCCCUGGAGCGCAGCCUUUGAAGCCUCCGCAGAGCAGCGGGGUGAAGGCACUCCGCUGCCCUGCGGAGGCUUUGCUCAGCCAUCCCCAAGCUAGAACAGCGAGACGGAGUGCUCCGUCUCGCUGUUCUGGCUUCGGGGACAGCCUUUGUAGCCCCCGUCUCCCUGUUCUGGCUUUGGGCUUAGCUGCGCAGCCUGCAUUCGCUCUAUAGGACGCACACACAUUUCCCCUUAAUUUUUGGAGGGAAAAAAGUGCAUCCUAUAGAGCAAAAAAUACAGUACAAGGAGGCACCAAUCCCAAUAUGGAGAGCUGCAGGGCAGAGGGGAGGGAGAAUCUUGCCUAUUUUCCUGCUGGUUUUGCCUUAAAGAAAAAUGCUGCAAUGUCUUCUUUUUCUCUCCACAAACUAUCACCUCUUCUCUUUCCCCCCCGCAGGAUAUAAUGAAGUCCCUCUGGAACCAUGUAAGUAGAACUACGAAAGGCUGUAGAAUCCUUACAAGAGGCAUAUGGAUGCCUUGAUAAUGGCUCUAAUGGGAAUGAAGUGUAAACCUGUUAGUUCUGCAUUGAAAUGAGAGCCAAGCUGAAUUUUCUCCCUCUUGCCUAAGACUGCCUCCGUCUCCACUUUAUUCCAGCAACAACUCAGACCCCCCCAGCUCGGGCAAUGGAGCACUUCACCGUCAAUUACACUGUCACCAACCUCAAAUACAAGUCGGAGAUGGGAAUUCCGCAUUCGAAGGUCUUCAAUGCCACGGAAAAAGCUCUCACCACGGUGGUAAGAGUCCGGUUCUGAUCCAGUUGUUGAUAAUUGUUAGUGGUCCUUUUGGGUUGACGUAGUCAGUGUAUCUGCUGUAAUGUUACUCCUCAUUACAUUACAAUCAAAAAUUUAAAAAUUAGAACAUGGACUUCCCUUCUGCUUUUCUAUGCCUUCCUUCUAACAUCUUUUACCGCUGCAUAUUAUAAUCACUCUGUCUUUUCUCUUUUCACAUUUUAUUUCCACAUAUUUUGUACCGCUGAAUUUAUUCUAAACAUGCUAGCGUUUUGACCCGUUUACAGAAGUUCUUCAUUUAGUCUACAAACAUUUUCCAAUCCUCUUUAAAUGCUUUUUCCUAUAGCUCUCCAAUUCUGCUGGUUAGAUUCACCAACUCUGUGUGUUCCAUCAUAUUUGCCAUUCCUCCCUCGCUGGGACUGCCCCCUCCCUCCACUUUUGAGCAUAUAAAAUCCAAGCUGCAGUUGUUGCAUAGAGAAAUAAAUUCUGGCAGUUCUUAGAAACAUCUGACUCAAUUAUUCCUAAGAGAAAUGCCUCUGGUCUUUUUGGGAACAAACUUUUAAACAUCCCCCUCCCCCCAUCUCAUUAUAAAUUGUCUCCCCAAAGUCCCAGCUGGGCUUUUCCCAUCACACAACGCCUGUGAGUCAUCCUAUUUUCCAGAGGGUACCCCACCUACAAUCCCAUGUGGCAGGGGUUUUUUGUAGACUAAACGAACUUUAUUAGAAAUAAAUGCCACUCCCUGUAGUGAUGUCUGUUGGAGAUGCAACAAUGAGGCAGGAACCUUUCUACAUAUGUGGUGGGAGUGCAAAGAGAUACAGUGGUACUCGGGUUACAUACACCUCAGGUUACAUACACUUCAGGUUACAUACGCUUCAGGUUACAGACUCUGCUAACCCAGAAAUGGUACCUCAGGUUAAGAACUUUGCUUCAGGAUGAGAACAGAAAUUGUGCUCUGGCGGCGCAGCGGCAGCAGGAGGCCCCAUUAGCUAAAGUGGUGCUUCAGGUUAAGAACAGUUUCAGGUUAAGAACGGACCUCCGGAACAAAUUAAGUACUUAACCCGAGGUACCUCUGUAGUGGGAUUCUGGGAAAAUAUCUAUAACAAACUGAAAAAGAUGUUUAUUUUUUUUUUUAAAUGAUAUUUAUUGAGAUUUCAAAAACAAAAAAUUACAUAAAAGAUAAUGAAAAAUAUAGGGGAAAAAAGAGAAAAAACAUACAAAAUGCAAAGUAUAGAAAAAAUAUAUAGAAAAAACACUUAGAAACAAAUUUAUCCUUCCGUAUCUUACAUUUCAUUUCCUUGCUUUCCUGACCUCCUCACACCUCCCUUUUUUGUAUUCCGGUUCAAUUGGUUAAUUCAGCAAUUCCUUUCAAACUGAAAAAGAUGUUUAGAUUUUCAUUCGAAAAAAACCCAGAAUCUUUUCUCCUAGGCAUCAUGUCAGAGGAAAUAAAAAGAACGUUCAGACCAAUAUUUAUGUAUGCAACUACGGCGGCAAGGUUAUUGAUUGCCAAAAAUUUGAAAAGCAGCAACGUCCCAACUAAAACAGACUGGUUAUCUAAAAUGAUGGACUACUUCCAUACUGCCGAACUAACAGGGAGGAUAAGAGGAGAUAUGGUACAAAAAGUGAAUAAGGAGUGGGCUAUCAUUAAGGAAUACAUCAAAAUUUAUGUAGAAAAAGUAGAAUUUCUGACAGAUACUGAGUGAAUCCAGAAAAUUAUUAGAGUGAAAGGAGAGCAAAGUUAAGACAGAAGAAGAGAUUAAAGAAAUAAUGAAAUGUGUUUAAGCUAGUUGGAAAAAUAAAGUAGCGUAACAAGGAUGGCUGGACGUCAAGUCACCUGGUGGGUGUCUGUGUGGGGCAGGUGUGUAGGUAUGUUGAUAUGUAUAGUAUAUAGAGUAAUGUAGGUAUGUUUUAUGUUAUGAAAAUAAGCUGGUGUGUUGUGUACGUGUAUUGUGUAACUGUAUAUGUAUGUGUUUUCUAUGUUAAUAAAAUAAAAUUAAAAAAGAAAUAAAUGCCACUUCCCCACCUCCCUUUUUUAUGGGGAGGGGGGAAAUGCUGCUCCUGUCUACAAGGUAUUUUUGGUAGCAACGAUAUUAACAAGUUUAAACAAAGUUUACCAAUGGUAUUUUUUCUCUUUCAGCUUGGCAGAGUCAUCUCCAGUGGCAGCGGCGUCGGCCCAAACUAUCAGGGAUGCCAAGUGACAGCUCUGAGGUCAGCCUUCUCCAACACAACCCUGCCUUCUCACUCUCUAAGGCUCCUCAAACUGUGUCUGUGUACCUCUGGCCUCUGUUCUGCCCUCCUCAUUAUUCUGCGUGUUCUUGGAGAGAGCUUGUUGCAGCCAGAGACUCCCUGGUUCUUCUGCAGCCUCUUGACUCCCCUCCUUCUUCAGCCGGGAGUCUGAACUGCUCCCUGUCACAGACUCCUCCUGCUCACCAAACCCUGUUGCCCCUUCCGGAUCCAACACCACCUCCUAAUCUUCCCUCUCCUCAGUGAGAUCUGAGCCUUCCUCCUCUGGAGGUUCUGUUGAGGGUUCCCCGGCUGGCUCUUCCCACCACUCCUCAUCGUCCAGGCAGUCCCUGACAUGUGCUUACGUUGUCCAGACAAUAGGAACCGCAUCUUCUCCAUCACCUCUGGUCCGCUCUGAGUGUUUCUCUUUGCAUUCUUCCUUCCCUUCCAGGCCGUUGAGAGAUGGGGACGAAACGGCAAUGGAUGCCGUCUGCGCGUACAGGGCUCCAUCCCCCUCCUCCCCCUUUGACCGAGUAACGGUGUACCACGAAAUUGUGAACAAGACCAAUGGCUUCACCAAGAUGAGUCCCUACAAUCUGAGCCCAAACAGCCUCUAUGUGAACGGUAACCAGGUUUUCGAUUUGUCCGAUAUUUUCUAUCUGCCUGCUGUGUCUCAGAACGUUUAGGAUAUAAGCCAGUAGGGUUGCUAACCUCCAGUUUUAGGGCCUGAUCUGCCCCACCAAGUCUGACAACUUCAGAAAAUAGGUAAAGAAAGACCACUUCACCCCAUCCAUCCAUCCAUCUUCUCCUCUUCCUCCUCCUCCUCAUUUUAUUAUUUGUACCCAGCCACUCUGGGUGGCUUCCAGCAUAUACAGGAACAUAAUAAAACAUCAAACAUAAAAAACUUCCUGAUACAGGGCUACCUUCAGAUGUCUUCUAAAGGUUGUAUAGUUACUUAUGUCCUUGAUAUCUAAUGGGAGGGCAUGUCACAGGGAGGGUGCCACCACCAAGAAGGCCCUGUGCCUGGUUCUCUGUAGCUUCACACCUCCCAGUGAGGGAACCGCCAGAAGACCCUCAGAGCUGGACUUCUGUGUCCAGGCUGGACAAUGAGGGUGGAGACUCUCCUUCAGGUAUACUGGGCCGAGGCUGUUUAGGGCUUUAAAGGUCAGCACCAACACUUUGAAUUGUCCCUGGAAACGUACUGGGAGCCAAUGUAGGUCUUUCAGGGCCGGUGUUAUAUGGUCACGGCGGCUGCUCCCAAUCACUAGCCUGGCAACUGCAUCCUGGAUUAAUUGCAGUUUCCAGGUCACCUUCAGAGGUAGCCCCACGGAGAGCGCAUUACAGUAUCCCAAGUGGGAGAUAACCAGAGCAUGUCCCACCCUGGUGAGAUGGUGCGCAGGUAGGCAGACAGGCUCAGCCAUCGCACCAGAUGGAGUUGGUAGACAUCUAGAUGAAAGUGGACCAAAAAUGCAAAAACAUUAGCCACUCCUGGUAUAAAGCAGGGGUCUGCAACCUUUAAGACAAAAAGAGCCACUUGGACCCGUUUCCGAAGAAAAAAAAACCUGGGAGCCGCAAAACCAUUGCGACAUUUAAAGCAUGCGCGCCGCUGCCCUCCGAUCUGACAGCGGGCGGGAAGGUGACGUCGGGACGGUGCGUGACUAACGCACGCACCGCCCCCAUGCGACGUCACAGCCAGUACAGCGCCCGCCACAGUGGGGAGUGUCGGGGCGCACAAUGCGCCUCCUCCCCUCGCUAGUAUCCGCCCUGGAGCCACGGCAAAGGUGUAAAAUAGCCAUAUGCGGCUCCGGAGCCGCGGGUUGCAGACCCCUGGUAUAAAGAGACCCAACCCUAACCUAGGACAAAAGUGGGCAAACGUCCACGCUAGAAAGUGGAAGCAACUGAACCUGAUUCUGCCUUUAAACAAGUGUUCCUUUUCUUUCCAGGUUACAAUGAAGCAUCACUUCCUACAAGUAAGGGCAUAAUAAUUGCAAUGCUUAAUUUUUAUUCGUUGUGGGCAGGCUAAUCCAAAAUUGUGGUGCAUUGGUUACAUCAGUGAUUCUCAAAGUGGGGAGUUCUGUCCCCGGGGGAGAAUGGGAUUGCUUAGGGGGUUGCUAAGAGGCAAGGAAGGGGGCAGCACGGGGGUGCAGGAAGUGUAAAGUUCAUUGAAUGAAACUGAGUAGUUUUUUUUGAAUUCUGAACGAAAGGGCAAUCAGUUGUUCCUGUUCUAUUGUGUCACGAUCUUCCUCAUGAGAACCGCUCUUUUGAACAAUGCUUUUCCUUUUUUGCAAAUAUUAUUUUUUACUACGUUUCCAAAAUUUCUCAAAUUAUCUUCAGAUCAGAUAAUUACAUAGCAGCUUUGUAUCAUGGAUUGAUUUCCCACCCUGCCCUCCACAGUGCUUUUAUUCAAACCCGUUGCAUCAUUGUUGACUUAAUUAAUUCAUCUUAGGUUGAACAAUGCUUUAAAAAAUAAAUAAAUUAUAUAGAGCAGAAUAGGGGCACUGGGGAUGAGUUUUUGGAACCGACAGGAGGCUGCCCUGAAAAAGCGUGGCAACUUCUGAUCUAUCAGUUAGAUGGAUAGCCAAUUUCAGCGCUGAGAGCCGGAUCAGAAAUAAUGAAAAGCUGGGAGAGAGCAGGAAACAAAGGCUGGAAUUGAAGCCACAUGUGUAUGGAGUGCGCAUCAUCUCAGUGUGACUAAUCAAGUGACUCAGGUCAUAGGAGACAUUUCUGGGGGGCCCUGGCUGCCAAGGCACCCACAAAACUAUCACUGCGAGUGCCCAGCCAGGCAACCCAACACGGUGUGUGCAUGACAACACACAGCACGCCAAGGCCCAACAGGGCCGGUCAUCGUGUGUGAUGCUCAUGAGGUCAUGCGGGACGGACCCCUCACCACCCCUGCACUUUGCAUUAUGUUCUGUAGCCCUGUAAGCAAAAGGGGGUGCUGAUUUAAGUUUUUUAAAGGGAGGGCAGGAGUUCCAGGGCCCAAUGAACUAGACCCAGAGGGCUCAUAUCCCUUGGAUGACCACCUUCUGCUGGGAGGAUCUGGAGAAGAGAAGGCCAGCGCACUGUUCGGAGAUGUCUGAGGCAGUAGGACAGGAUAAUAAUAAUAAUAAUAAUAAUAAUAAUAAUAAUAAUUUAUUUGUAUCCCGCCCUCCCCAGCCGAAGCCGGGCUCAGAGUGAUUAACAACAGCAUUCUAAAAUCAAUUCAUUUUAAAAUCAAUUCAAAAUCAAAUUAAUGGCAACCAUUGGGCUAGAGUUCUGUGAGGAUUGCCAAAAUAGGAGGUCAGACUGUGCCUUGGUCAAAGGCCUGGUGGAAUAGCUUGUCUUGCAGGCCCUGCGGAAAGAUGUCAAGUCCCGCAGGGCCCUAGUCUAUUGGGACAGAGCAUUCCACCAGAUCGGGACCACAGCCGAAAAAGCCCUGGCUCUGGUUGAGGCCAGCCUAACCUCCCUGUGGCCCAGGACCUCCAAGAUGUUUUUAUUUGAAGACCGUAAGGUCCUCCAUGGGACAUACCGGGAAAGGCGGUCCCAUAGGUAUGAGGGUCCUAGGCCGUAUAGGGCUUUAAAGGUCAAAACCAGCACCUUAAACCUGACCCUGUACUCCACCGGGAGCCAGUGCUGCUGGUAUAGCACCGGGUGAAUGUGAUCCUGCGGCGAGGACCCCGUAAGGAGUCUCGCCAUGGCAUUCUGCACCCGCUCGAGUUAGUGAGGCUGUGACUAUCUCCUGUUGAACUCCAAACCUCAUCAUCUUCAGGCAGCAUGGCCAACGGUCAGGGAUGAUGAGAGUGGUAGUCCCGCAACAUCUGGAGGGUCAAGUCUGGAUAGGCUUGCGUAAACAAAAAAUGUUUUUGGCUGGAGCCAGAAAGAGUACAGGAAAGGCGUCCGGCUGUUGUCAAGAGGCAGGGUGUUCCAAAGGGUAGUUUCUGCUACACUCAAAGAUGGAUUUCUUCCAAGUGUAGAUUGAGUAUUAUGUGCCGGUAAUGCAGACUGGUGAGGUCAGGGAGGGGCAUACAUGGGGCAAGGCUGUGAUCUCACAGAUUAUCUCCCUUACAGCUGCCUCGCCCACCACUCCUCAGCCUCCAACGGCAGUGGAUCACUUUAUGGUGAACUACACCGUGACAAACCUCAUCUACAAGCCAGAGAUGGGCACUCCCCAGUCGAAGGUGUUCAACGCAACGGAGAAGGCCCUGUCAGCACUGGUAAGCCCUCCCUGAGAGCACACUUUCUGCUUUUUAAAGGCAGGAAUAAAUAAAUGACAGCACCUUCCUUUCUGCCUAGAUGGGUCGAGCAGUGCAGACAAGCAGCGUUGGACCUGCGCUCAUGGGAUGCAACGUUUCGGAGUUCAGGUAUGGAUGCAGGAUGGGUGCUUUUUUAUCAUUAUUUUAAAGGUGGUCUUUGAAAUUUUAUCAAGCAAGUAAGAGAUGCAAAAUCACGAAGCUUGAUUGUGAAUGCAGUCCUUGUAUUAAAGACCUCAAUACACAUCUUAAUCUCUGGCAGGGCAAGCGGCUCACAUGGAGCUUUCCAUGGUGCUGAAACGUCUGACCUGCCUUGUCCUCUUGGAGGUGCCACUCCGGCAAAGUCCCUGCUCCUUACCAGAACCACUGGUCCUUUCCUGGGACAUCUAAUUUAGGGCCAAAAGUGUUGAACUGGAAGGUGGAGGAAGAGAUCCCACGUAGGAAGAGUUUUAAAGUUUUUAACCUUUCCAUUUCCAGAUCCAUAGAUGACGGGAAGAGCACUGGCGUGGACAGCGUCUGCAGCUACCAGAGAGACUUGAUGGCAUCCCCUUUUGACCGGGUGCAGAUGUAUCGGGAGAUUGCCAACAAAACAAAGGACUUCACCAAGAUGGGGCCCUACGACCUGGACCGGGACAGCCUCCUCGUGAAUGGUGAGGAGAGGAAGCUUGCUGUUAUGGCUGAAGCAUGUGGAGGUGUUCUUGUGGAAAUCAAACCACAGGACAACUCUUGUUUCUCAGCUGAAGCUUCUCUUUAUUCCAAAUGCCUGGGGCAGAGAUCUCUGCUCUGCUGAGAGCCAGAGAGUCCUCUGAACAUGACACAGAGGCCAGAAUAUUUCUGCAAUGAUUGAUAGGCCAUAAGCGCAGAGACUUACAUCCUCAAAUAUAAAUGCAAUAUUACAUAAUAUUCAAAGCAAUAUUUCAACAUGUUCCAAAAUAGUUGCUUACUCUUUAAAUUCAGCUUGUGUUGCUGUGAUUUACUGGCAGUGUAUGGUUACAUGUGUUAGAACGUUGUUCUCCAUCCUGAUUUCUUUAGCCUGGGUGGGACAUUCCCCCAACAAUGUGCUCUCUGCUAUCUUCUAACAAGUCUUCCCUCCUUCAACAGGUUAUCAUGAACCACCUCGUCAACCCAGUAAGUGUGCUAUUCACAGAACUGCGACACCUCAACCACAUCCCAGCCGAACAUAGAAAAAUGCCCUAUGCAGAGUCAAACCAUGCCCACUUAACUCAAUAUCAUCUGCACUGACUGGCAGCAGCUGUCCAGUGUUUCAGACUCAAGGGCCUUUCCCAGACCUGCCCUGGAGAUGCUGGAGAUUGAACACUAUGCUUUCCUUUAAAAUAAAGCAAAAUUCCAGCCCUCGUGGCCAGUGGCGUAGCGUGGGUUGCCAGUGCCCAGGGCAUUCAAGCAUAACCCAGGAGAUUGCAGCCACAGAUGUAAGAAAAGUAUGGAGAGGUCACUUCCUGAUUUGCAUGGAGAAGCCGUUUUCAGUGAAGCCCAGCGACGGAAGUGUGCAGCUGUAUUGAGGCAGCACCAGGUGUUGAAAUUUUGCGCCCCUAACAAUUUUGCGCCCGGGGCAACCACCUCUGGGGGCCCCCCAUGCUACGCCACUGCAUAGGGCCUGUCAGUUGUUGGCAUAACAUCUUCGCUUCUGCUUUGCCACAUAUCUCGGCCUCGGGGCAGCCACCCCUGUGACCCUCCCUCACACCACGCCACUGCUCAUGACCUUACCUGCUGCCUUGUGGGACAUCUGGGGGGCCCUCACAAAUCCAGAGUGGAGUCCCUAAGGCUGUUGGAUGGUGCCUUGUCAGCCUGCUUCCAGCAACUUCUUCAGUCAAGCGAGUGCCAAACAUCUUGCUCUGCUUUCUUUGGAAUUUACGGGACUGCCUCUCCUGGUCUGCCCCACAGAGGACCUUAAGGUCCAUGAAUAACCAUAGUUUAGAGGUCCCGGGCCCUAAGGAAGUCAGACUAUCCUCCACCAGGGCCAGGGCCUUUUCAGUGAUGGCUCCGACCUGGUGGAAUGCUCUGUCCCAUGAGACCAGGGCCCUGCAGGAUUUAACCUCCUUCCGCAGGACCUGUAAGACAGAGCUAUUCUGCCUGGCCUUUAAUUUGAAUUCAGCCUGAUCUUUUAUUUCCCUUCUCUUCCCUCCCCCUCCCCUUUUAAUGAAGAUUACCUGCUCUGAGACCCCACAGCUAAUUCUCUCCUGGUCUCCUCGCUGGCCCAAAUAGGACUAAUUUAGCCAGCUAGCACUGGUGAUCAUCUAAUGCUUAUUUCCCCUAAAUUGAUUUCUGAAUUCAGAAUCUUAUUGUUAUUUAUGUUUUUAUACUGUAUUUUAUGCUGCUUUUACAGUUAAGUGUUUUAAAUUUGUUGUUAGCCGCUAGCUGCCCUGAGCCCGGUUUUUGAACCGGGAAGCCCAGGGUAUUAUUAUUAUUAUUAUUAUUAGACCCCCCCAGCGAGACCUCCAGACACACGGCUCAGGCUUAUGGCAUUUCAGGUGCAACAUGAAAAAACUGUUUCAGCUCAGCUCUUGGAGACAGCAAUAUUCUUGAGGAGACAGACAUGUACGUCAAUAAUGGCUUCUUCUUCUCCAUUACGCAGGCGUUGCCCCAACUCCUCCCCACCCUCCAGCCAGUGAACGCUUCACGACCAACUUCACUCUGACCAACCUCAGAUACAAGGCGGAGAUGGGGGAUCCGAGUUCGAAAGCUUUCACUUCCACACAGAGAGUUGUGACCACUUUGGUGAGUCUCAGUAUCCCUGUACUUCAUGAGCACAGGAUAGUAGUAGCUUACCAUCAGUUGGUUUAGUCAUAGAAUCAUAGAGUUGGAAGGGACCUCCAGGGGUCAUCCUGUCCAACCCCCUGCAAUGCAGGAAUCUCAGCUCAAGCAUCCUUGACAGACGGCCAUCCAAUCUCUGCUUAAAAACCUCCAAGGAAGGAGAGUCCACCACCUCCUGAGUAAAAAGUAGGUUCUACUCUAGUCAGCGGGACUUAUUCCCCAAUAAGCGUGUGAUGCAGUCUUUCCUAAACCAAAGGGCCAGGCUAGAUGCCAGACAACCCAGAGUCAGAAUUUAAUAAUUCCUUAUCCAGAGUCGGGCUAAUAUGAGAUUCUUUUCUGCCUUUAGCUGGGCCAAAUGUUGAGGAAAAGCAGCGUUGGAGACGCUUAUUCCGGAUGCAACGUUACGGCUUUACGGUAAGAUGUCUCGACUUCCCGGAACCUUCCAUGUGGCUAUUAUUGAUUUGAACCCCAAUGUUGCUGUUAAUCAGUAUUUCCAUUCCUAUGAAUUUCAACACCAGUGUCCUGCAACCUUUAGCCGAGAAUCAUAGAAUUGUUGAGUUGGUUUAGCAAAGCAAAGAGUAAUUCUGUUGGUUUUUUUGGAAAAUAUGUUAUAGGGUUGUUAUUGUUGUUGUUUUUCAGAAAUGUUUAUUACAUUUUUCGCAAAACAGUAAAAAGUACAUCCAGAACAGAUGGAAUCAUAAAAAAGAAAGAGAGAGAGAAACAUCAAAAGAAAAGAGAGGAAGACAAAGGAAGAAAGGAAACAGAGGAGAAAGACAAUAGAGAUAAUAAAACACACACACACAUAUAUUAGUUAAUAAAAGGAAGGGCAGGGAUUGAAAUAUACACAAUGGAAAAUAUGAGAUGAAGACUUAAAAAAUAACAAUGUUAAAAUGAUAAAUUGUUUUAAAUAAUAAAGUGACAAGUAGAUUAAAAUAUGUUUUAUAAUGCAGCAAGAUAGGAAGAACAAGGCACACAUGAAGGAAGGGUGGGAAAGCAACUUUUAAACAUUUAAUUCAGAUUAAUUUGUUAAAAUUUUUGAACAGCAAUACAAAUUACCAAAGAUAUACUGGGGGAAAAUAAUAAUUGUAGAGUUGGAAGGGACCCCAAGGGUCAUCUAGCCCAACCCCCUGUGAUGCAGGAAAAGAAAUUCCUGUUCAGUCAGAGUAAAGGGUGGUGCACCAAAACACUUUAAAAAAAAGAAAAGGGAAUAAAGGAAAAGGAAAAAGAAUAUAAAGCAAUCAAUGGUAGGAUUUGAAAACCACAGGCCUGGCCCUCCAGAUCUUUUGCUAUCUGGCCCUUGGCAACUCUCCAUAGGCCACACCCCCUCUCCCCAGGCCACACCCCUCUCCUUUGGCCACACCCCUCACUUCACUCCCCAGCUGACUGAUUUUCACCAGGCUAGAGAUAUGCCCUGGACUGCUGAUCUUGCCCUUUACUUGCCUGCAGAAGAUUCUGUGACCGCGGGUAGCGGCUGGCCAGCAAUACGAUUGCCUCCCCCAUUUCUGCCUCUGGCAAGUGGCCCCUGCAAUGCGGCCCCCGGGCCAGAAAAGCGCUCAACCCCUGCCUGCUUAGGGACUGACCGUCGCGCCUUUGAUCUUGCAGGUCUUCGGAUGGUGGGACGGCAACUGCGGUGGACACAGUCUGCAGCUACCAGCGAGAUGCGACGGCGCCACAAUUCGACCGAGUGAAGUUGUACCAGGAGCUGAUAAAUAUGACCAAUGGCUUCACCAAGAUGGGGCCCUACACUCUAGACAAGGACAGCCUCUACGUCAAUGGUGCAUUUUGAAUAAUAAUAAUAAUAAUAAUAAUAAUAAUAAUAAUUAUAGCCCGCCACUCUGGGAGGCUUUCAACAGGUAUAAAAACACAAUGAAGCGUCAAACAUUAAAAACUCCACGAUACAGGGCUGCCUUCAGAUGUCUUCUAAAAGUUCUAUAGUUUUUUUAUUUCCUUGACAUCUGAUGGGAGGGCGUUCCACAGGGAGGGCACCGCCACCAAGAAGGCCCUCUGCCUGGUUCCACAUAACCUCACUUCUCACAAUGAAGGAACCGCCAGAAGGCCCUUGGCGCUGGAUCUCAGUGUCCGAGUUGGACAAUGAGGGUGGAGAUGCUCCUUCAGGUAUACAGAGCCAAGGCCAUUUAGGGCUUUCAAGGUCAGCGCCAACACUUUGAAUUGUGCUCAGAAACAUACUGGGAGCCAAAGUAGGACUUUCAGGAACGGUGUUCUAUGGUCUCGGCGGCCGCUCCCAUUCACCAGUCUAGCUGCCACAUUCUGAAUUAGCUGUAGUUUCCGGGUCACCUUCAAAGGUAGCCCCACGGAGAGCGCAUUGCAGUAGUCUAAGCAGGAGAUAACCAGAGCAUGGACCACCCUGGUGAGACAGGGCGCAGGCAGGGAGGGUCUCAAAUGGAGCCCUGGACACAGAAUUGACCUGCACCUCCAUGGACAGCUGUGAGUCCAAAAUGACCCCCAGGCUGCACACCUGGUCCUUCAGGGUCACAGUCACCCCAGAGAGGACCAGGGAGUCCCCCACACCUGCCGAACCUCUUGUCUCCCCCCAGAACAGUACUUCUGUCUUGUCAGGAUUCAGCCUCAGUCCAUUAGCUACCAACCACCUCCAGGCAGGUGAUUCCAGGUGAGGAGUCUUCUGGGUCAGCAGAGAGAGAACACCUGGCUUCACACACAACAAACUUCCCCAGUCAGCAGGCUUCAAGACGGACCCUGAAUACAUCUUUGGGGGUUUUUUUAGAUAGCAUGGCUAUCAUGAAGUCCUCAUGAAGGGGCAGGAGUAGCAGUAUUGUUUGUUUAGCUAUAAGCCCUAAGCAUAACAAAAGGCCAUCCCAGCUGAGCCACCCAUUUGGCAGGCGAGGCAAAUGAACCCCCAGGAGUCCAUAAUUUUCUUCUUCCGACAGCAGGAAAGCAUGCAGACUCAUAUGAUGCAAGAUUUUUUUCCCUUGCGACUUGAUGGAUAUAUUUCACAAGGAUCUUUGAACAGAGGAGGCUGGGUAAUGCAGUGAACAAUGUCCCCUGUAACUGUUUUUUUUUGGAACACACAGAGGGUGAUCUCUUACUGCACCAUCCAAAUAUAAAGGAUAUUAAUAUUAAGUAUUAAUUCUGCAGGGGAAACCACAAUUCUACAUGGAGGCAGGAGUUCAUCUGCAGUUAGUGACAAAGCAGCCUCUGCUUGGAAGCCUUUAUUUUUUAUAAAGGGGGGAUCUUGUUUCUUGAGCAGAAAACUUAGUUUCUUUACUGUCUUUCCUUUCCAGGUUACAGCGACCUGCGUAGCAUUCCGUGUAAGUAUUCCAAAGUGCCACCAUGCAAACGGAAAACUCUCCGAUCGAAACGACUCCUGCCUUGAAAUUCACAUUGCUUCUCCUCCUUCCAGAUCUCCCCGCCGCGACCCCUGCCAAGAUGCCAACUUUGCGGAAUUUCACGGUCAACUACACCUUGUCCAGCCUCCCCUACAUGAAUGAAAUGGGGACCCCUGGUUCUCGCAAGUUCAACGCCACGGAGAAAGCCCUGAACUUCUACGUACGUUUCAUAUCCCCCACUUGUGUGCGCCACCUGCAGCACAAGUAGCCCAGUCCUGGAGACUUCCUGGUUAGACUACUGCCCUGCAUUAGAUGUGGGGUUUGCCCUUGAAGACUGCCUCCAGUGCUAGAAACUCCGAUAAUAUAAGCUAGACGCCAAAUGGUUCCUUAAACCAAGGUUAUAGUUGCCAAAAUGGAAUGUCUAUUUGCCAACUGGCUCUAAAGUCCAAUUGAUGGACUGACUGUGAUUGAUUCUCAGCUAAACAUCUGGCUAGUUCACCUUGAGCUAGUUGUAAAACUUUUUGUGCUCAGGCUGCACACAAAAAAGAACUUUGGUUCCAGAAUUUCAUUCUGAGUUAUCUGUUUUUAGCCUAUUGUCAUUUUAAUUUCUUGAAAGUCUUAAAUUAUGGCUGUUACUUUUUCUUAUGUAUAUUUUUAUUGCUUUACCCUUUUUUUGUAAUCAGCUUUGAGGCCGUUGUUUUGCUUUUGUGCAAUCAAGCAGUGCACAGAUUUUAUAAAAUAAAUAAGUGGCAUAUGGGCCGGGGUUGCUAAAAGGGGCUCUUGCCACUGGACACCACUGUUAGUUGUGGGUCCUUGGAAAAUGCCUCUCUGGGCCAACUCUUGAUGCCUGUUCCUUCUUGAGAAACCUUUAAUAUCCCCCUUCCUAUCUCUUGUGUGCAUUUAUUUAUUUAUUUUGCAAAAAUCUAUACACCUCUUGAUCAUAGGAAACCUCAAAGCACUUUACAAAAAGAAUACAAGAGUAAUAGUAAAAACAAUUACAGUGGUACCUCGGGUUAAGUACUUAAUUCGUUCCGGAGGUCUGUUCUUAACCUGAAACUGUUCUUAACCUGAAACACUGCCGCCGUGCAAUUUCUGUUCUCAUCCUGAAGCAAAGUUCUUAACCCGAGGUACUAUUUCUGGGUUAGCGGAGUCUGUAACCUGAAGUGUCUGUAACCUGAAGCGUAUGUAACCCGAGGUACCACUGUAAAACAUUCAGAAAAAUAAUAACAAACAAAACCAGCAGCAACCUAAAAACUCAUCAGCAUUCUAAAUUUCUGAGUCUAAUAAAAAAAAGGUCUUUAGCAAGUGCAGCAAAGAGUACAGGGAAGGUUCCUGCCCAAUGUCAAGAGGCAGGCAGUUCCAAAGUUUAGGUUCCACCGUGUGCUGAAAGAUCAAUUUCUUACAAAUGCAGAAUCUUCUUCUUCUUCUUUGGCGAUCGCUCAUUAGGUGGCACCAUUAACAGUGCCCCCUCCGCAGAUGAUUCCACCUUUCAGGCAAAGCUUUCAAAGCAACUGAUCUGCAGGUGAAGGGCCUCUGCCAAUAUUUUUCUUUCCUUUCCCCCCCUCCAGAUGGAGCCUCUUCUCAAGAAGACACACGUUGGCCCGGCCUUUGCGUACUGCCGAGUGGAGAGAUUUCGGUAAGAGGCUGGGAUGGGCAGCUAAGAGGGUGGGCAGGCCUUCCAAUUCCAACCAAUUCCCCUGGCAGGCCUCCCGAGGUAGACUGCUGUUGAGCGUGGAUGUUCCAUAUACCCAUUUUGAGCCCCAAACCCACCCCCCACCCCAUUGACAGGGUCUGGAAACCAAGCCGUAUGAGGAACGGUUGAAGGAGCUGGGUAGGUUUAGCCUGGAAAAGAGGAAACAUCUUCAAAUAUCUGGAGGGCUGUCGCAGGGAAGAUGGAGAAAGCUUGUUUUCUGCUGCUCUGGAGCAGAGGACCCCCUUUCAUUGCAGGGGGUUGGGCUAGAUGACCCCUGAAGUACCCCCUCUGAUUUAUACGAUUCUAUAAUGUGCAAGGGACGCAGGUGGCGCUGUGGGUUAAACCACAGAGCCUAGGACUUGCUGAUCAGAAGGUCGGUGGUUUGAAUCCCUGCGACGGUGUGAGCUCCCAUUGCUCGGUCCCUGCUCCUGCCAACCUAGCAGUUCGAAAGCACGUCAAAGUGCAAGUAGAUAAAUAGGUACCGCUCUGGCGGGAAGGUAAACGGCGUUUCCGUGCGCUGCUCUGGUUCGCCAGAAGCAGCUCACACAUGACCGGGAAGCUGUACGCCGGCUCCCACAGCCAAUAAAGCGAGAUGAGCGCCGCAACCCCAGAGUCGGUCACAACUGGACCUAAUGGUCAGGGGUCCCUUUACCUUUACCUUUAUAAUGCGCAUUUGCCUUUCCUUAGGGCUCCACAAACCAGGCAUGCUGCGGCGGUGGACACUGUCUGCAGCUACUGGGAAGACCUUCUCCCUGCCCCCUUCGACCACAUGAGGCUGCACCGGGAGAUCAGCAACCUGACGAGGGACGGCACGAGGCUCGGCCACUACAGCCUGGAGAAGGACAGCCUGUCUGUGGAUGGUAAGCCAGUUGGGGGCCAGAGGCUAGAUGGGAAGAACCCAAGACCCAUGGAAAUCAACAGGCUUAAUCCAUUCAUCAUGGUGCCCAUUCAUCUCACUGCGUUUGCUCCUUUCCCACCCUGAGGGCCUGAGUUACCUUCCGAGGGCCGCAUGCCAGGGGUGGGCGGGACCAGGUGCAAAAGUGGGCGGGGCAAUGGAUGUUAAAUGAGAUUCCUUUAGUUGAGAUUCCUGCAUUGUAGCAGGUUGGACUAGAUGACCCCCAGGGGUCCCUUCCAACUCUACUGUUAACAGAGAAAUCUGAGGGCUCCCCUGGACAAAAAGCAAGGACACCAGCCAGGAAUACCAGAGCAAAACAGAAGCCAGUUGGCUUGGUCUUGAUUGAAGACUGUCGCGACAGGACUCCCACCUGCCACCAGGUGGAACAAGAUGGACGCCCCAAACAAAAGAGCCCCCAAACUUUUAUUAGCUGCUAAUCCCCAUGUUACACCCCCCCAAAAAACUACAUCACUAAUACUUCAUGGUUACAUCAUGAAAGGGGAGGUCUGGUGGCAGUAAUCUGAGCACCCUGGACCCUGCCCCAUGGUUCUCCUUGCCCUCCACCAAACACCCAUCAAGGAUAACAAAAGAGAUAUUUACAUUUCCCUGUUUCCCAGCCAAGUGAAUCCCACCCUUUUGUCUUCAUCUGGGUUUGUUAUUUCUGGAAUGGCUACCUGUCUGGCACUCAGGUAUCAGGAUGCCAGGGAUUAUCACUUAGGCAGAGGGGCUGCUGAGGAGCUGAGCUCACAUGUCUAUAUGAAUUUCUGAAGUUUUCCCAGUGAGCCAGUACACAGAUACAUUGAUCAGUGAAUUCUUACAUUUGGUAUCGUGCAGCAAAGGCCCUUUGAAUAGAUAGGAAGAAACUGUGAUGAAGUGUUUUGUGGGGACAAGUCACAAAAGUGAUUGUGCUGGUUUUGGUAGUGGGCUGCAUGAGCAUGAUAUCUGCUGGAGGGGCAACCCCCCCCAACCUAUACAUAAAUUCCUGCAACACUACGAUUCUAUAAAAUGUAAGCUUUGUAGAGAAUAGGCUAGUUUCUACACACACACACACACACACACAGCCCUCUCUAGCCUUCGUCCAGAUAAGCUAGAGGCCGGAUCUGAGUUUGAAACACCCAAGGAAGGUGUGGAACAAGGAGGGCCUAUUUCUUUUUUUAAAAAAACCCGAUUCUCAGUUUUGUACAUUUCAAUAAUUUUACAACCAUUUUAACAUUUCAAAACUCGACUUCCUUCCCUCUCUUUCUGCGGUUCCUUAAAUUUGUUUUUUUUAUAUAAUAUUUUUUGCAUAUUCCAAAUUAACUUAAUUGACCCAUUUAUUCAUUAUACAGUACUGUUGUAAAUAAAAAUAUGCCCUUUUCCCUUAUGGGGUAUCCAAGAGCCCAUAUAGAGUCCUUACAUAGGUUCCCUAUUGGUAGGAGAAAAUAACAGAGGCCAACCAGAGAAUAUUGAGAAGCAAAGCAGCUAGUAAGCUUGAUCUUUAUUGAUCUGUUGCAACAGGGUGCUCCCUCACACGCAGGAGAGGAAGAGGACCCCCAAAUGCUGUGCAAUGGCUUAUAAAGACUUUUGAAAUUCCCAUCCUCUAGAUCAAGACCACCCCCAGAAACAUUAUGCAUACAUCACAGAAGGGGUGUAACCUAAGACCACCCCUCAGAUACAUCCCACCUACAUCACAGAAAUUUAAAUGUUGUUUUUCUCCUGUCACAGUUUAUCUCCUGUCUGGCAAGUUACUUGAUUGGAUUGCCUGGGGAGCCUGGCCAUUCUUUUGUAGUGGUAAAAUACUUAUUUCCUGGGCCAGGUCACAGGCUCACACCUUAUUCAAACAGACAUAUCCUUGAGACAGGAUUUGUGAGGAAAGAGACAAUGGGGAGGCUUUUCCAUUUUUACCAUGCAGAGAAACAUUUGCUCAGUUUAGGAAUCAAAAUGGUUCCAGGUUGGCUUUCCUGUGCUGAUCUAUGUAUGUGUGGUUAUGAACGUUGCCAUAUAUCUAAAACCAUAAAAUUCCUAUCACAGUACUAUUUAUACAAUAAUCCUGCCAAUGUUCUUAUCUGUUUACAAUUUAUUUCUGAAUAUUCAAAAAACUGUUUCCACUGGGGAGGGCCUAAUUCAGUCCUCCUCUGAGGGCGACUACAUUCACACCAUGCCUUUAAAGGGAGGUAAAUCCAGGACCAUCGCUAUAAAAUAAGGACACCUGGAGGUCCUGCCAUUGCCUACACACCUGUUCACCACCUGCUCCUUCCAAUUCCUUGCAGGAUACCCGCCAGUCCUCAGAGGAGGGGAGGAAGGAGUUGGCUAUGAGCUCGGCUUCACGGUCGUCAACCAGAACUUGACCCACACGGACCCGUCGUCUCCAGAAUACCAGCGUGUGAAGUCUGCCAUCGCCCACGAGGUCAGGAUCUGUGCGCUGGGACUCACCAGACCCUAGAGGGCAUAGGAGCCUUGAGGAAAGGGUCUCACGCACUUCCUUCAGUGUCCUCAUUUUCUAUGUGUUAUAUUUAUAUUGAAAUAAUUUCAGUAGUAAAGAAAUGAAGUGAUAGAAAGGGGGGAAAGAGGAGAAGUGGGGGGGGGGACCAAAGAUGUGUUUUAUAUAUAUAUAUAUAUAUAUAUAUAUAUAUAUAUAUAUAUAUACAUAUACACACACACACACACAAAUGCAAUGUAAUAGACUCCCGUUCAUUGCAAUCUAAAUUGAUAUAGUGUUAUUAUCCGUGUUAAAUUUUUAAUUGACCAUCCUCGCACCUUUCUUCUGCCAUUCUGGAGUUUAAGGAAGAAGAAUGACAAAGCCUGUUUUGUCUAAUCCCUUUGUAAAGCUGUCCCUAAGAACAGCAGCUGGAUCAAACCCAAAUUCUGAAACCCUCACAGCAGUCUGUGCAGAUAAAAUGCAGCACUGAGAUCGCUUCCCAUUCCUAUUUUUAUUUUACCAUACAUACGUAUGGCAACCCAUGUCAAAUUUCCUUAAGAAUAGCUCAACAACAACAACAACAAACUCAACAGCUUUGCCAAAAAAAGACCAACUUUUGUGUCUGGAUUUCCACUUUUUGAAAUAUGGCAGCCCUAUACAAGCGCCUUCCAUUAUUUGUAGAGGAUGCCCAUAGCUCAAUUGUAGGGCAUCUGCUUUGUAUGAGGAACAUCCCAGAUUCCACCCCACAGCAUCUCUAGGUAGGGCUGGGAAAGACCCUCUAUGUUAAACAGUGAGGCUGCGUGGUUUUUCUCACGCUUUGCAAUGCACAGAGGCAGCGUGGUGCAGUGGUUAGAGUGUCGGGUUAGGACCUCAGGGCCCAGGGUUUGAAUUCACACCAAUCCAUGGUGCUCACUGGGUGUCCUUGUGGGCUAGUCGUUCGCUCUCAGCCCAACCUACCUGGGAGGGGGGUUGUGAGGGUUAAGCAAGGCGGAGGGAAACCGUAUUAGCCACCUCCUCGAAGGAUGCAAAUGCAAUAAAAAUAAUAAUAAUAAUCCCAGCAGUUCCUAAUUUUAGUUUGUUCCACCCACUCCAGUUAAAUCAACUCUUCCUCCGGAGUGCCAUCCGAAACGGAUUCAACAUUUGCAAAGUAACUGGACUGAGGUCAGUACUGAUAGGAAGGAAAGUGUAAGCAGUUGUCCAGGCUCCUGAGACACCUACCUGAAUCAGAGAUAAGGAAUCUUUGGACUUCUUUAUGUUGAGGGGCUCCAACUCCCAUCAUCCCUUGCAUGUUGAGGGACUCCAACUCCCAUCAUCCCUUGCCUGUUGAGGUGCUCCAACUCCCAUCAUCCCUUGCCUGUUGAGGUGCUCCAACUCCCAUCAUCCCUUGCCUGUUGAGGGACUCCAACCCCCAUCAUCCCUUGCAUGUUGAGGGACUCCAACUCCCAUCAUCCCUUGCAUGUUGAAGGGCUCCAACUCCCAUCAUCCCUUGCCUGUUGAGGUGCUCCAACUUCCAUCAUCCCUUGCAUGUUGAGGGGCUCCAACUCCCAUCAUCCCUUGCCUGUUGAGGGGCUCCAACUCCCAUCAUCCCUUGCCUGUUGAGGGACUCCAGCCCCCAUCAUCCUUUGCUUGUUGGCCUAAUGGGAGAUGGGAGUCACAGAUAAGAACAUCAGGAGAACCUUGUGGGAUCAGGCUGGUUUUUUGAAUUAACCAUGUUGUUCAGAGGGAUUGCCUGCCUCUUGGGGUUGGGUUUGUUUUUGUCUGGGAUGUCCUCUUGCCCCUGACUCUUCCUCUGCACAUUGCAAUUCUCAGGCACGGCUCCAUCAUGGUCGACUGCAAGUGCUACUUUGACCCGGCGACAAACACCAGCCAAGAGGUCGUCCGAGAGACGUUCCAGCAGGAGACGAGGAACGCCACGUCUCUGUGGCUGGGAAAGCAGUUCCAGCUCAAGGGCGUGACUGUGCGAGGUACAGAAACACCCUUCAGCAUAAAUCAGGAAAGGGCACCGGUUGUGAGAAGUAAAACACGCGUGGUUCUGUUGGGUCCACGAUUUGGACCAGGGCAGCCUUUGGCUCAGCUGAUCAAUGAAAGCCCACAGACGCAGGAGAUCCAGGAAAAAUACUCUUUUUAAUCAGCUGAGUAAAACAGAGGGCAACACUUUCAGUACAGAGAAAGAAACUGCUGCAAGGGGAAAAACUUUCCCCUUGCUCUUUAAAUCAGGGGUCAGCAAACUUUUUCAGCAGGGGGCCAGUCCACUGUCCCUCAGACCUUUUGGGGGGCCGGACUAUAUUUUUUCGGGGGGAAUGCCCCACAAAUAACCCAGAGAUGCAUUUUAAAUAAAAGCACACAUUCUACUCAUGUAAAAAUACACUGAUUCCCGGACUGUCUGCGGGCUGGAUUUAGAAGGCAAUUGGGCCGGAUCCAGCCCCUGGGCCUUAGGUUGCCUACCCCUGCUUUAAAGCUUUUCCGUCCCCCGCUCUCCCCCUCCUUUCCUCCUUACAAUUCCUGUAGGUUGAGAACUUGCAGCUAACAGACUUCCCUAAACGCCCAUUUCAUAUCUACUUCCUGAUAAGUGCCCCCUCCCUUUACAUAUGUCCCAUGUUCAUGUAAAUUAGCAAUUUAAGGACAAGGGGUGUGUUUUUUAAUAUUAAUGAGGCUCUAGAGCACGCGCAGAGCCCUCGAGCUAGCAUCUGCUAAGUCUCCCAGUUUAGGAACUAACCCUAAAACUAUGGUUGCCAGAUUUUUUUCAAUGAAUCCAGGGACAUUUUUUUAAUUAUUAUUAUUUUGAAGCUGAGUAGCAACAGGGAGUCUGUAGUGGGGGUGGUGAGGCAAAAGACCCUGGGCCCAAGCACACAUGCAUAUUGUAUAAAGGUGCAAAGCCCUUCUUUUGCACCCUGUGAAACAUAAAUGUGAAGAGUUUUUAAAAAACUGGGGAACAGCGCGCCACCUGCCUGUGACUCCCGAGCCUCCCCCGAUCUCCUGCCCCCUUCCUCCUUUGUUUUGACUGAUCCGGGGAGGCUUGGGAGUCGCUGCCGGCUGGCCGUUGCCCAGUCUUUUAAAAAUUCUGCGCAUUUAUGUUCCACAGGGUGCAAAAGAAGGGCUUUGCACCUUGAGUGGCAGAGAAACCGCACACCUUGCGCCCCUCCUGGGCAAUGGCAUGUCAAAAUGCAAGCAGAUAAAUAGGUACUGCUCUGGCGGGAAGGUAAACGGCAUUUCCGUGCGCUGCUCUGGUUCGCCAGAAGCAGCUUAGUCCUGCUGGCCACAUGACCCGGAAAAACUGUGGACAAAUGCCGGCUCCCUCGGCCAAUAAAGUGAGAUGAGCAUCGCAACCCCAGAGUUGGUCACGACUGGACCUAAUGGUCAGGGGUCCAUUUACCUUUACCUUUAGGUCAUGCAAACCACUCUUUUAAAUAAUAUCAGCUGGGAGCACUGGGAACCAAGGGGACGGUGGCCGAAGGGGUAUUUUUUUGAAUUUUUAGGGUCUUCUCUUCCUCCCCAGCUCCCGAAUCGGCCAUUGAGUCCGCCACUGCCGCCCUGCCGCCCCAACUCCAGAUGAAGAACUUUGUGGUCAAUUUCACCAUCACCAACUUGCCGUACGCAGGGGAAAUGGCAGAUCCCGACUCGGAUGUCUACUGGAAGACCAAAAUGAGUCUUGAGAGCGAGGUAAACGGCUCAGGAGAGACGCUAAGCAGAGUCCAGACCUCACUCCUGACUUUGGCUGCGGCCCUCCAGAGCACUCUGCCAGGCCCCCGGGACUCCCUUUAGGCUUGGCCCUGACCAGCCUUCUUUCUCUCCCUCCUCAAAUGUUUCGGUCUGGCUGGAAAUAUGUACAUGUGUUGUUAUUUCUCAAACUUCUAUAUCCUGCCUUUCCUCCCCGAAGUUCCCAAGUGUGAAGUUUAAGAAACAAAGUGAAAGCAUUCUAAGAGCCGAUCCAAAUAUUUUAAAAGAGUUAGAAUUAAAAUCAUCUCAAAUCAUGUUUUGUUUUAUACUCUUUAUUGGAAAAUGCAGAGUACAAAAUUAAAACUGCACAGGGUAAUUAUAAGACACAAGAAGUAACACCUAUGUGGGAAAUGAAACAGAAAAAAAUAUAUUGUGCAUAUUACAAAAAAGAGGAAAUUGUUAUUGCAGUUAACCAUACCUUAAUCGGGAUGCGGGUGGCGCUGUGGUCUAAACCACAGAGCCUAGGUCUUGCCGAUCAGAAGGUUGGCGGUUCGAAUCCCCGCGACGGGGUGAGCUCCCAUUGCUCGGUCCCUGCUCCUGCCCACCUAGCAGUUUGAAAGCACGUCCAAGUGCAAGUAGAUAAAUAGGUACCGCUCUGGCGGGAAGGUAAACGGCGUUUCUGUGCGCUGCUCUGGUUUCGCCAGAAGCAGCUUAGUCAUGCUGGCCACAUGACCUAGAAGCUGUACGCCGGCUCCCUUGGCCAAUAAAGUGAGAUGAGUGCCACAACCCCAGAGUCGCCCGCGACUGGACUUAACGGUCAGGGGUCCCUUUACCUUAUACCUUAAUCAAAAAUGGUAUUUAUAAAAAUGAAUUCCAAAUAUCAUUAAGUUUGUUCAUGGACAAUUUUUUAAAUCAUCUCAAAUCAUGUAUUUAUUUUGUUUAUAUAUCUCCUGUUUCUCUGAGGUGCUCAGCUUAUGUGAGGUUGGUGGGCCUCAAAGGUCACUCAGUGAGCUCCACAGCUGAGCGGGGAUUCGAACCCUGGUCUCCACCCGAGCCGAGAGGGCAGCCAGCCUCCAUGAGGAGCGGCUACCACAGGGGCACAGCGAGCAAAGUUUACCCGUUGCCUCCUUCACGAUGCCCACAGUGAGGUUAGGGGGCACAAUCCUUGCCUUGCCCCAGUCAUUGGCAAUGCAUAUUAUGCCACCCGACUAAAAAUGUUCUUGUUUUGCUAUGUGAACUAAGUUUAAUACAUUCAAAUAAAGUGGCUAUUAUUCCCAGAAACUAUUUAAUUGCUGAAGGGUGAAGGGGCACCUGCUAUGUGUGUGCACGCACCUUAAAACCCGUGUAAGAAUGGCACAGGCCACGCCAACGUGAUAUGACUCAAAGAGGGACCUGGAUUACACCUCUCUCUGGCAACGUUCACCUUAAGUUUCCAGAGAAAGCUGCAGAGAUAGCGCAGGAUAGUGCGCACCCCGGAAAUGAUCUCUUUCAGCUUCUGCCUUCUGGAAGAAGGUACAGGGUUAUAAAGACUAGGACUAGCUGCCUGAGAAACAGUUUCUAUCCAAAUGCGAUUUUGGUUUUAAACGCAGUGUAAGGUAGUCUCUGUGGGAGUAUAUUGUAUUUAAUUAUGGGGUAUCAGAGUUUUUAGGGGGCUAACCAGGCUGGGACAGCUGGGAUAGCAGGCUUGUUGGUUUUUGAAUGUCUAAUGUAGAUUUUUCAAUUGUUCUGUAUGGGACAAUGACAAUAAAGAUUAUCGUAUUGUAUUGUAUUGAUCCUGUUCUCCCUCCAAACAGCUCCACCAGUUAUACCAGCGCAGCAGCCUGCAGAGGGAGUUUGUGCAGUGCUCUGUUGAGAGCUUCAGGUGUGUGUUUGUGUGAUUCGAAGGCAGUCUAAGUGAGGGUCAGUAAUCUCCGCUGCCAUUGGGAGUCUCCAACUUCCCUGCUUCAGAGACAUCAGUCAUGGCGGUUGACCAACAUUUGGCUGUGUUUUAAUUUUUGCAUAGACCGACUGACCUGCAGACCGAGACGGCGGUCGGCGCUGCCUGCACAUUCGCGAUGGAUUCGUCCACCAGGACUUUCGACCGAGCUCUGGUGUACGAUGCGUUUAGGAACUGGACGGGCAAUGCCACAGCGUUGGGGAUGUACACACUGGACAACAGAAGUCUGCUGGUCAGCGGUAAGAGUGCAGUGGGUGCCAGAGAUCCUGGACAAUGGCAGAAGCUUCCAGGGGAAAGUCAGAAGGGCCUGCAGGAUUAGGCCAAUGGGUCAUCUAGUCUAGCGUCCUCGUCUCACUGUGGCUCAAGAGUCACUCUCCCCUGCCAUGGCUUCCAGCGACUGGAAGCCAGAAGCAUAAUUGCCUCCAAGGCUGGGGUGUAUGGGGUGCUAAAGGCACUGGGGGGGUGUUACCUCUGGUGGGAGACAUACCAUGCUCCUUUUGCAGUCAUUUGCCCACCUUUGUUCCCCACCCACACCCAACUCUCACCUGUGGCUCCUGGAAGCUGUCAGCAGGCAACAGUGGCUACAAUCCAAGAAGGGCUUCAACUGGCCGGCUAAACCAGGCGAGGGGAGCUGAUGGGUCCCAAUCCCUCGGGGAGUUAGGGGCUUUCCCUGCAUGCGAAAACAGACUACAGCAGACAGGGUGGACGAGUCCAAGCGUGGGUCCAAUGGUCAAGAAGGUGGUCUCUGCAUGUGCUGUAGAAGGAAGUGAGGAGAAGAUGGGACUCACCUCCUAUCUGGGAGAAGGAAAACUCUGGUCCUAUACCUUGAGGGACAUCUUUGGGAGAAGAAAAGGCUAAGGAGGAAAGCCUACACAAAUCUGGAGUAGAGUCCCUAAGAUGGUUGGAUGGCGCCUUGUCAGCCUCCUUCCAGCAACUCCUUCAGCCAAGCGUCUUGCUCUGCCUUCUUUGGACCCCAUCAGUGAGGCCCAGAGGGGAGUCUUGUCCUCUGGGCAGCCCAGGACCUCCAGACACAACACCCAGAGUCCAAAAUGACUCCCAGGCUGCGCACAGUUACCCCAUUCAGAACCAGGGAGUCCCCCACACCUGCCCGCCCCCUCUCCCCCAGAAACAAUGCAUUAGAUGGGGCCCUUUUGGCUUGAUUCAGCUCCUGGGUUCAUUUCACGCUGUUAUGUUUAUCCUAUAUUUAUUUACAGGUUAUCCUUCAACAGUGACCCCAGUGCACCACCAAGGAGGUUAGUGAUGCUUUAUUUGUUCAGUGUUGAUUCGAGGUUGGAGGGGGCCCGGUUUCUGGUGGGUGGGUCUCCUCUUUCAAUUCUUCCACCGUCCAUCAGAUUUACUCAAACGCCCCAGCCUCAGAAGCUGCCCAUUUUAAUUCUCCACAAUGCCAUGGGUCAAAGCCGGCCAACAUUUAAUACUUUUUUUUUGUCUUUCAGGGUUACCUUUCUGGGCCAUCAUCCUGAUAUGUCUGUCUGCUCUCCUGGGCUUCCUCCUGCUCUUCCUCAUCUGCUUCCUGGUAUGUUCAUCUUCUUUAUUCAAGACAGAGGAAAGGAAGUUCUUUCCUCUUUUUUAUCAUUCUUUAUUUUAAGAAUGUCCUGCCAACCUAGCAGUUCGAAAGCACAUCAAAGUGCAAGUAGAUAAAUAGGUACCGCUCCAGCGGGAAGGUAAACGGUGUUUCCGUGCGCUGCUCUGGUUCGCCAGAAGCGGCUUAGUCCUUCUGGCCACAUGACCCGGAAGCUGUACGCCGACUCCCUCGGCCAGUAAAGCGAGAUGAGCGCCACAACCCCAGAGUCGGCCAUGACUGGACCUAAUGGUCAGGGGUCCCUUUACCUUAUUUUAAGAAUGCACACAGUGCUUACGCAUUUUUGGGGUGGGGGCAUGGUCGAGGUUUCCCACUUCUGACACCAGUUGCACCCAAUGUGGGGGAAAUCGCAUUUCCCCAGAACCAUUUCACAUGGAAGGGGGCUGGAGAAUGCUGUGGGACUUGCGCAAGUAUAUAUAUAUAUAUAGCACUGGGAAAUGCCCUGGUGUGCUGAUGGAGGUAGUUUUGGGAGGGGAGGACCCAAACGGCAUUUAAUUUCAGCCAGGCUGGCAGAGGGGGCCUCGCUAUCUUGCCUUUCCCUCAGAUGCAGCCAUAUUGAAUGGCUCGUGCAAGCCAGGCUGAUGGAUUUCCCUCUGACACAGCUAGGUGGAACAGUUUGUCCCAGCCGGACCAACAGAGGGGGCCUUCCUGCCUCACCUCACUGUCUGACGUAGCCAGGUGGAAUGGUUUGAAUGGUGCUCGGAAACAUAUUGGGAGCCAGUGUAGAUCUUUUAGGACCAGUGUUAUAUGGUCCCGGUGGCCGCUCCCAGUCACCAGUCUGGCUGUCGCAUUCUGGAUUAGUUGUAGUUUCCCAAGUCACCUUCAAAGGUAGCCCCACACAGAGCGCAUUGCAGUAGUCCAAGCGGGAGAUAACCAGGGCAUGCACCACUCUGGAAAGACAGUCCAUGGGCAGAGAGGGUCUCAUCCUGCGUACCAGAUGGAGCUGGUAGACAACUGCCCUGGAAACAGAAUUGACCUGUGCCUCCAUGGACAGCUGUGAGUCCAAAAUGACUCCCAGACUGUGCACCUGGUCCUUCAGGGGCACAGUUGCCGCUAUGCAGCCACAGCAAGCAUCUGUAAGGGACUGGCUGGAUGAAUAGGUGGGAGGUGCCAAUUGGGGAACCCCCAAGAGAAACCCCAGAGGAGGAAGGCUCAGAGCCUGGGAGUUGGUAGUGGGACACCAAGGAGAGGUCAGAGGGAGAGGAUUGGGAAGAUGUGCUGGAUGCUGACGGAGCAACAGGGUUUAGUGAGCGGGAAGAGGCUGCGACAGGGAGCAGUUGAGACUCUGAGGCUGAAGCAAAGGGGGGGGGGUCCAAGAGGUUGCAGAAGAAUCCAGGGAGUCUCUCAAAGUCCAGGCAGAACAGCUCUGUCUUGCAGGCCCUGCGGAAGGAUGUCAUGUCCCGCAGGGCCCUAGUCUCUUGUGACAGAGCGUUCCACCAAGUCAGGGCCAGUACUGAAAAGGCCCUGGCCCUAGUUGAGGCCAAUCUAACCUCCUUGAGUGUUGUCAUUUGUUGACCUUAAGGUCCUCUGCGGGGCAUACCAGGAGAGGCGGUCCCGUAUGCAGCCUAGAAUAGCAUUUGCUUCUUUUGCUGCUGCAUCACACGUUUGGCUCAUGUUCAGCUGGUGGUCCAUCUGCUGAUGCAGGAAGGGGAGCAUUGUCCACACAGAGACUUAUAUGACAAGUGCUCUUUUUCUCUCCCCUCUGUUCUUUCUGCACCAACCAGGUUGCUUUCUGUCUGCGGAAGAAAGCCGGGAAGUAUCAGGUCCAGCAGGACAUCCUGGGUCUCUACUUCCCACACUUGGACAUGAGGAAAGCGCGAUGAUGUGCAGACCCUUUUGUGGCCUUGACUCUCUGCGCCCCACAAGGUGGGAGUGGGGGGGUCUCCUUUCGCACACUGCUCCCACCGUCCACAGCAAACAACUGUUUUGGCACAGCUGGAACAGACGUCUAGAUUAAGAAGUGAAUCACAACCAAUCAACACUAGCUUGUCUUGGACCAGAGAGAGAGAGAUGGUUCCUGCAUUGCGCGGGGUUGGACUAGAUGACCCUCGUGGUCCCUUCCAGCCCUAUGAUUCUGUGACUAUUGAGCAUGCUCUAUGAGAUAUUUUGGACAUUGACCUCGGCGACCCUGAAGACUGCCGGAUUCAGAACUGAGUGGGGAAGCUCCGUUCCAAUUUAUUUAUUAACGCACGGUGGACUUUGGAAUGUAAUUUUAAUAUAUAUAUAUAUGUAGCCACAGAUUAUUUAACUAUUUGUAGACGGAUUCUGCCUGGGAUGCAGAUCAGUGUCAAGUCUUUCUCCCCCUGCCCCACGUUCUCUGAAAUGUCCAGAGAUGCGUCGAAGGAAGUUCAGACUGCAUUGCACUUUAGAUUCCCUUAGAAUUUUACUUUUCAUUCAUUCAGCCUUUAUUGGCAUACCUUAGACAGUAGAAUCGUUUUUUAAAAAACCAUCCAUAAAACAUUAGUAAUAUUAAACUCAUAAAACAUAAAAAAGACUCAGUAGCCACCAUUAAAUAAAUUAAGUAGUUUUAAAUUUGACUUUAAAAAUCUCAACUAAAUAUCCCAAAACCAUCUCGGUAUUUUCGGGACUAUCAUCCCUCAGCAGAUAUUGUAUCUGCUUGCAAAAAAAGAGUUCUGUUUAGCUCGGGGACUGGGAGAUCUUGUUCAGCUCAGGGGCCGGCCCCCCUCUUGGGGGAUCUUCCGAGGGCCACAUACCGUUGGAGGGCGGAGCCGGGAGCAAAAAGUAGGUGGGCCUAUGCUAAUUACCUAUGUGUGGUAGGCUACACGCCACCAGAACGACAACCAGAGGUUUCUAUGUCCGACCACUCCUCUUUCCGUCCUCUGUCCAGGCCAGUAGGAGGCAUUAUCAAAGACACAUUUCCAUCCAGGCUAAAGCACUUAUGGAAGGUGGGCUGGAAGACUGGUGAAGGAUAUGGCCUGACAAGAAAGCUGUGACCCCAGAAAGAGUCCUAAGGGUGGGGGACACACAAGCCGGAGGUCUCUUGCCCCGUUUUACCUAAAACAAAAUAGCAAUAUUUAGUGAUUGUCGGCAGGGAUGGUUUUUCUAUUUAAAGAAGGGCUGCUCUUUUUGGAGAGGUGAUGAAGUUUGCUACACUGGAAGGAUAAUUCCACACACACACCCCCCAAAAAAACAACUGGGGUUGUGGUUUAGGAGAGAACCAGAUUCCAAAAUAAUAUAUAUUUGUAUGUCAGCGAUUGAUAUGAUUAUUGUUCUUUGUUUUCUAAAAGAUCUCAAUAUUUAAAAACGUUCUCGAUUUCUUACAAGCCAAUCAAUAAACAGCAAGCUGAAAAACGAACUUGAGAUGGGGUGUGUAUAUAUGUAUAAGCAUAUCUGGAAUCUAAAGCCGACCUACUAGCAAAUGAAACCCGGAGGUAAUCAUACAUCCAUUACGCCACAAUGCAGCUGAUGACGUGAGAGUCAGGUCCUAAUAACAUACAUUUAUUUGCCUUAAGGGGACUGGAAUGGCAGAAGAGGAAGAUCUGGUUUCUGAGUUAAGACUCCUUGAUCUUUAAAU
Podarcis lilfordi (Lilford's wall lizard) is the source of this 63138-nucleotide messenger RNA. The record is from the annotation of a GenBank genome assembly. Lineage: Eukaryota; Metazoa; Chordata; Lepidosauria; Squamata; Lacertidae.